AUGGAAGUGACACACGGUUAUUAUGUAAACUGGAGGCUGCAAGUGCCACGGCUGAGUCGAUCCCAGGCGCCUGUUUGCAUGUCAGAAAAGCAGUCCAGGAGGCCGGUUCAGCUCGACGGGUUUCCAACUAAAGCCUGGCAAAUGUGGAAGGUGAGUUGCCUUGUUGUUGUUCUUGCUGGGCAGGUCGUGGGGCAGGACACGUCCUUGUUUUUCCCAGUGAGGGCGAAACAAAUAGGGCAUCCGGGGACCUCUCUGUAAUCAUGGGUGUCCGGUGGCAAUUGCUUUUAAUUGCGAAAAUGUGGAAUUGAAAAACGAGUGGUCAUUACAGGCCUUUGACUUGCCUACGUAGGAGUCUGAAUUUCUCCCAGAGCGGAUGUGACAAGCUGUGUCGUAAUGCUAUAUAUACAUUGCAGGCGUGCAAAGCUAAUUAACCCAUAUUAGUUCUUUCGAAAACAUCACUUGCUGAUGCUGUUGUUGUUUGCUCCUGCGUAAUCUCACUUCUCUCUGCACCCCUCAAAACGGAAACCCGGGGCCGGAUGGAGAUUUCAACCCCCUCCCAACCACCGCAUUCAGUAUUCGUAACCAACAGUUGGGUUGGCACCGAUCCUGGACAGUGUUAGAAAUUAGCCAGGUGCGUUUUGCGACUGUUGUGGGUCCGAUGGCGACCACCUGGGGAAUCUCUGGUUGGCGACUUGGGAAAUAAAAAAUGUCACUUGGAGAAGGAUCUGAACUAUUUACCUUGAAGAUUGACUUUCUUUUAUUCUGGAUUGUUUUAUUGGGUGGUGUUGUAAACUGCUUUGAGAUUUGUUCUUUAAAAUAUAAAGUGUUAUUGAAAUGAAAAUAAUAAUAAUAAUCCACAGCAAAAAAAGGUGCCUAGGCACCACCUACAGUGGUGACUGUAACCUGGGUUUAAGGUGCCGUUUGGUGAUUAGAUUAUAUAUCUGAGUUUCGAACACUGCUGAUCUAGUGUCUUUGCAUGAGUAGAGCUUUCUUCAGAAAGCAGUAAUCAAACUGCUCUUGCAGAGGAAGCCCAGUUACAGCUUUUUGGACAGGAUCCAUGCAGCCCUGACAGCUGAGUUGGACAGAGGAACCUCACACUUGCCUGCUCAGUUCAUUAUCAAGCCUUCCACCAGCUUUGGUUGGUGGCCCAGCUGCACCCCUCUCUGGGCAGGGACAGCCUAACUACUGUUGUCUACACUCUGGCAACCUCAAGGUUAGAUUAUUUCAAUGCAUUAUACGUAGAUAGUGCAGAAUUCAGCGGCCAGGUUGCUUGCCGGAGCAAGACGGUUUGAGCAUAUUACACCGAUCCUGGUCCCACUGCACUGGCUGCCAGUUAGAUUCUGGGCCCAAUUCAAAGUGCUGGUUUUGACACUUAAAGCCUUAAACGGCUCAGGACAGCAGUGCCUCAAGGACCGCCUCUCUCCAUAUGAACCAACCCAGAUCCUAAUCUGAGGCCCUUCUUUGUGUGCCUCCUCCAUGACAGGUCCGGAGGGUGGCAACAUGAGAACAGGGCCUUUUCUGCAGUGGCUCCCUGUUUGUGCAAUUUUCUCUCCUGGGAAGUUUGGCUGGCACCUCUAGGUGCCGGGCGAAAGCGUUCCUCUUCAGCCAGGACUUUGGCUGUUUAAAUGUCUUGUGGGAGGGGAGUUUUUGCUUUUUUGUUUUUAUUACCUAUUUUGUGUUUUGCUUUUUUUAACUUGCGUUUUUGUGUUCUGAACCGCCCUCAGAUCUAUGGAUGGAAGGUGGCCUGCAAAUUUAAUCAGUGACAAUAAACUAAAGCUGGAAUGUAUGGGCCCACAGAGUCCUAUCACUGCGCCCACAUUUGGUGCAGAAUGUGUGCAUUGCUGACAGUUUCUCCUGCUUUCAGUUGUACCUGUGGACCCUGAAAGGUUAGGGACCCUUGAGUUAGAAAUUUGCUUCCCUGUUGACCCUAGCUGCAUGUGGGAGUCUGUUUCUAAAACAUGCCCUACUUAACUUCAGAUGACACCUCCAAAACAAACCAGUUCAUGGGGAAAGGAUUUAGCUCAGCAGUAGAGUGGGUUCGAUCCCUGGGCAGGGUGAGUGCCAAAUUGUAGCUUCAGAGGGCAGGAACGGGAGAUGUUGAGUCCAGCCCUUGGGGAGAUGCCGCGCGGUCACUAGGCUGUGGAUGGGAAAGUGAUGUGAUCCCAGCAUCCCUGACUGUAUCCUCGUGGUAGCCCUUCAGGAAGAGCAUUGGCCUAUCCAAUAUUCUGGCGUGGUGUUUGCUGGGAGAACCCCAGGACGAUGGCUCUGGUUAACUUCAGCAUCCCAUGCAGAGGUUGCCAUUGGGGCAUCACACGACUUUGUGUUCUCCAUGGCAACCGUGUGGCUGUCUCCAAUAUCCAUCAGUCCCACCCUUCGUGCAGGGGAUAUGAUGGGUGGACAGCGGGCAGAGGGGUGGCAAUGACUUCCCUUGUUGGUUAUACGUACAAAUUUAAUAAAUAAUACAGUGGUACCUCUGGUUGCGAACGGGAUCUGUUCCAGAGGCCCGUUCGCAACAUGAAAGGAACGCAACCCACAGCGGCGUGUCUGCGCACGUGCGGGUUGCGAUUUGCCGCUUCUGCGCAUGCGCGUGACGUCAUUUUGCGCUUCUGCGCGAGCGGCGAAACCCGGAAGUAACCCUUUCCGGUGCUUCUGGGUCGCUGCGGGACGCAACCUGAAAAAACGUAACAUGAAGCUAACGUAACAAGAGGUGUGACUGUAAUAAUAAAAUAAUUUGGCUGGUUUGGGCCAGAGUGUAGCCCACUGGAUCUGAUGAACUGGUGCCGCGUAAUGCUCGUUUUUUGUGUGUGUGUGUGUAUGUGGCACAAUGUAAACUUAGCAACUCCUUGCCUAUUGACAUUAGGCAGAUGCCUUUGCUGUUCUCUUUUGGGACGCCUCCUUAAAACAUUUUGGUUUGGGCAGGCCUAUCCAGACAUGUGGGACGCGGGUGGCGCUGUGGGUUAAACCAUAGAGCCUAGGACUUGGCGAUCAGAAGGUUGGCGGUUCGAAUCCCCACAACGGGGUGAGCUCCUGUUGCUCGGUCCCUGCUCCUGCCAACCUAGCAGUUCAAAAGCACGUCAAAGUGCAAGUAGAUAAAUAGGUACCACUCCGGCGGGAAGGUAAAUGGCGUUUCCGUGCACUGCUCUGGUUCGCCAGAAGCAGCUUAGUCAUGCUGGCCACAUGACCCGGAAGCUGUACGCUGGCUCCCUUGGCCAGUAAAGUGAGAUGAGUGCCGCAACCCCAGAGUCGGUCACAACUGGGCCUAAUGGUCAGGGGUCCCUUUACCUUUACCUUUUAUCCGGACAUGCAGUUGUUGAUUGUGUUUUAAGCUCUUUGGUUGCUGGUUUUAAGUAUCUGAAAAUGUUUUUAAUUUUUGUCAUUUUUUUAAAGGUAUUUUUACUAUUUUGUGUAAACUGCUUAGAGGUUCUGUUUCAAUCUAAUGGUACGUACAAUUCUUUAAAUAAACCAGGGAUGUAGCACACGGAGGGUGACCUCUAACUUUGGACCGCAAGGGGGGUCCAAUUUGGUCCGUAAGUUCGUUUCACAGGGCGAUUUGCAAAGAUGGAAGAGGUGUGUGGUUCGUUCCUGCUGAUGAAGAAGACCUCUGAAGAUGAGCAGAGAGUUCAGUCCUGCCUGCUGCUUCACUGGCAUGUUGUCUGUCGGUGGGCAUAUCGAAACAUAUCGCUGGGAUUCCCGGUGUCUCGUAGGAGAUGGAUCUACUAACUUGUUUUCUUCGCUUGGAAUCGAAACGUGCCCAAAUUGCCUUUUCCUUCUUUUUUCUCAGCAUCUUCUCUCCCACAACAAAACUCCACCCAGCUGUGAGUCAUUCCAAAACUUAACAAAUCCCUGAUUUAGAUAAGUUUUAAAAAAUGAAGCAAGCAUAGAAUGAAAUUAUACUUCUCUGCUUCACCAAGUUUAAAUUACAGAUAUUUAGUAAAACGGGUCGAGCUCUUUGAUUGGAGCGAACCGCCGAAAUACGAAAUCGGACGGGUUGUUGUGAAGCUGUAUUAAGUUUAGACUGAAGGCAAAUUGUGCAUUUGGCUAGAUGUCUACUGGUUACAGAAUUAAAGGGAAGAAAAUCCCUGUAACACCAGGAGACUUACUGAACAAUCUGGAACAAAACAAAGCCCUUGUGUUCUGUGGAUUGUAGCUGCCUUUCUAAAUUGUGAUUCCAUUGUGCCUGGCAGAUACCAGUUUUUCAACAUUGUGGUAUAUCACCAGCUAAACAUCGCGAUACACCGAUAUAUCACGAUGUCUGAAAUAAGGAUGGAGCUAUAUAGAGGCAGUGGCUGGCUUCACGGUUUUUCCAGCGUUGUGAUUUUUGCAUGUGAGACUCAGUUUAGCCAAGGAUUCUUAAAGCGCUGUGCAUAAAAAUGCUUAAUGUCCGCACAUAAUUAAUAAACAAAUGGCACAGAGGAUGAUUUGGUUGACUAACUCGUCUGCCUGUUUUUCUGUUUGUUCAUCUGUAAAUGCAAAGCUGGUGGAAGUGGCAGCGGCAGCAAAAAAAAUAGAAUUGGUGAAGCUGGUCACAGUUGUUGUUCCCUGAAUGUUGUGGACACGGGUUUCAGUGUCUGUAUCCUGGUUGAGGUAACUUGUAACAAAUCGAUGAGCAAGAGCUUCUUUCACCUGUUCCUAGGGGGAAAGAAAAGGUGGGGGAUUUUUUGCAUUAGUGCCGUUAUUUCAGUGAAUUAAGAAUAAAGACCAUCUGGACACAGUGUUAGAAACUCAGAUAUACAAGCUAGGUAUCAAAUGGCUCCUUAAACCAGGGCUGCAGUUGCCAAAACGGAACAUCUACUUGCCAUUUGGGGGCCAGACGUCAAAGUGCAAGUAGAUAAAUAGGUAAACGCCUUCGGCGUUUCCAUGCGCUGCUCUGGUUUGCCAGAAGUGGCUUAGUCAUGCUGGCCACAUGACCCGGAAGCUGUACGCCGGCUCCCUCAGCCAAUAAAGCGAGAUGAGCGCUGCAACCCCAGAGUCGGUCACAACUGGACCUAACGGUCAGGGGUUCCUUUACCUUUACGCCCUUGCUAUGCCGUUGUGGGUCGUUUGUUCUUGGGACAGGGGCCCAGUAGGAAUUUUCCCAUUUGGCUGAUUAGCUGGUGCCACUUGGGUUUAGCCUGCCGCGUAGCAAAUCGCCAUAAUUUUGUAAUGUUUGGUGGUUAGGCAUCGGUUCAAUGUAGAGGGUAGGGUAGGUUGUCAUACCUGCCCCUCCCAGUGUGCGAUAGGAUAUUCCAUUAAAGGAAUCCAGGGGCUCGCCAUACUUUUGUCCGAUCCCCUUCCAAGGAUUAGGGCCACGCCAGAGCACCUGGGAGCAUUUCGAGGUGAGGUUGCGUCUGUGGUAGGACCAAUGCUCCCCCAGUAUGUUUACCCUUACUGACUUCUGCCGGUGUCCAGUUGUCAGUGCUGCCCUGCCAGAGGUGUAGGCGCAGCUAGUCGUACCAAUGCCUAAGCAAACCACUCACAUUCCGUAAUCAAUAAAGCUGUGGCCAAAAUUAUGCCAAUAACCUUGAACUAAUAUUGGUGUCAACUGUGUCUGUCUUUGGGAGGUCUUGGGGGGUCUUCAUACGUAACAGUUGUACAAUGCUGCAACCCUGGUGUAAGUUACGUGAAGUGCUUUGAACAAUUGUUCUCUAUAAAUAUCACAUAUUAUCAUUAUGCAGUGGACGCUCGGGUUGUGAACAUGAUCCGUGCGGGAUGCACGUUCGCAACCUGCAGCUUUCGCAACCCGCGUCUGUGCACACGCGGGUCACGAUUCGGUGCUUCUGCGCAUGUGCAACCAUCGAAACCCGGAAGUAACCUGUUCCGGUACUUUUGGGUUUUGGCUGUCCGCAACCCGAAAAAACGCAAUCUGAAGCGGCUGUAACCCGAGGUAUGAUUGUAUCUAUUUUUAAACGAUGCUUUUAAAAAUGCCAAGAAUAUCGCAGAUACAAAACUAAUACUCUAAAGAACAGGAAACCGUACAAUAAUAUGGUAUAUAAGACAGUGGAAAGAUUUUUGAAUCGUUGAUUUUUAAAAACAUGAUUUGAAAGAUCUCAAGGGAAAAGACCUGAUUUAGACUUUAGCCUUAAAUCAGGUUUCCCAUUUUGCAAUUCCUAUAUUUGCUGGAUAAGCACGCAUGCCAACUGAUUGCUUUCGCAUAAUGGUUUGCAACUAAAUACAGCCUUUAGUAUAACCAAGGAGCUUAAUCGCUAAACCUUUGCUCUUGCAACCGACAUGCCUUUUGCAGAGCAGAAUUAAGCCUGCUUAGGAAAAAGAGGCAGAUUUGUUUGUGACGACCCCCUGUUCACAUGCGAGGAAGCAACUUCCAUUUGAUGGUUGGAGCCCCACAAUGCACAAAAGAUUCCUGCAUUGCAGAGGGUUGAACUAGAUCAGGGGUAGGCAACCUAAGGCCCAGGGGCCAGAUCCAGCCCAAUCGCCUUCUCAAUCUGGCCCGUGGACCAGCAUGUUUUUACAUGAGUAGAAUAUGUCCUUUUAUUUAAAAUGUAUCUCUGGGUUAUUUGUGGGGCCUGCCUGGAGUUUUUACAUGAGUAGAACGUGUGCUUUUAUUUAAAAUGCAUCUACGGGUUAUUUGUGGGGCAUAGAAAUUCAUUCAUUCCCCCCCCCCAAAAUAUAGUCCGGCCCAUUUUCAAUUUCCCCCCCAAAAUAUAGUCACAUGGUCCAAGAGAUGGUGGACCAGCCCACGGCUGAAAAAGGUUGCUGACCCCUGAACUAGAUCAGGGAUCAGCAAACUUUUUCAGCAUGGGGCUGGUCCACUGUCCCUCAGACCUUGUCGGGGUGCCGGACUAUAUUUUGAAAAAAUAAUAAUGAACGAAUUCCUUAUAAGCCAGUUUGUGGUGUGGUUGUUUUGUUGCGUCCAGUCCAACUCUACAAUUCUAAGAUUCUAAGGCUAAACUUCCAUUCCUGGGCUGCUUUGUCUGGGAAGAAAGACCCCUCUCCAAACAUGGUUAGAUUUACUCCCAGCAAAAUGCACAGGAUUUGGCUGCAGGUGUUCAGAAACGUCCAGAACGAAGAGAAAGUCACUAUUGCCUUUUAAAAUGUGGCUCUUUUGGGGGGGGGGGAUGUGUGUUAUUGGGUGGUUGUUUUUAUUUUCAUUUUAUAUAUUGUGGUUUUUAUUUUGGUCUUUGCUGUGAACCGCCCUGAGACGUCCGAGUAUAGGAUGGUAUGUAAGUUCAAUCAAUUAAUCAGUCAAAUAAUGGAAAAAAUAGGUAAAACAAUAGUACCAAACCCUGGGUGAAUUGGUUAAAAUGUAUAAAAAAGGGAUCUAAAAUGUGUUGGAAGUGACAAGAAGCAGAGGGGACCUUCCUACAUAUGUGGUGGGGAUGUAAGAAACUAAGGGAUAUCGGGAGAGAAUGGGAAAGGAUUUCUCUUCUGCCUCCGUUUGAAGCGAAACUCCCCAGCUUGUGUCUGAGGGAUCAUGUUCAGAUCAGGUAGACCAGUGGUUCCUAACCAUUUUCUGGCCGUGCCCCACCUAAGCAUCUCUAAAAUCCUCAUCUCCCCACCCCCGUGACAUAUAAUUCUUCUUAUUGAAAAAGUGAACUCCUCUUCACAUGGAAGAAGCCUAAAAGGCCAUUAACUGUUAAUAACUCGUUCUCGAACUGCCCCCCUUAAAAAUCGAAUUGUCUCCCGGUGGUGUGUGCGCCCCACAUUGGGAACCACGGAUGUAGACGGUGUGGGUUAGAUCCCAUGUUUUCUAUGAAUCUUUCAGAGCAUCUGUUUACUCCUUAUUUACUCCCAGUGGCCCUGAGUUGGAGGAAAGCACAUUCUCGCUCCAUCCGUCACCCAGGAAAACAAGGACUACUGGCUUGUGUGUGUGUGUUGUGUACUUAAAGGCAGGGAGGUUCACCUACCCAGUUUAGAUGGCACUGCUGAUAUUGGAACCUGAAUUUACUGCCUCUCCCCUUCCUUCACUAACUUAUUUUUUAAUAAUAACAGUAAUUCACAAUGUGGUGUUUGAUAGACAAUAAUGAUUCAGUCUUUCGUAAUUGUAGGCUUCAGCACAUUUGUUCUACAUUCAGAAUUUCACUUAAGACUCCUUAUAUAUAUAUUAAAAUAGACACACUAUAAUAUAUAUUUUUUUAAAAAAAUCUGUCUUAAUUUUUUUUAAAGCUGAUUUAAAAUUACAGAUUUUUAUCUGCAAUUAAACCCAAAAAGUAUUUGUUCUUUCUACACUAGCCGUGACCUUUCAUGUUGAAAUGUACCCUACACAUGAGUAAAUACUAAGAUUUAAGCUAAAGAAGGGAACCGUACACAUUCAGGAUACUGGAUGUGAUUUUAAUUAUAUGUUGCUAAGUUUUUAAUUCCUUAUGCCCACCUGUAGAUGAAAACUAGAUUUUCUUUCAUCUUCACGCUGCAAUAUCUGGCAUACUAUGCAGUCAUCAAUUUACUUUUUUUAAAUUAAAAUUGCUGUAAAUGAGACUUCUUUAGCUGUUUUUUUAGACGGAUGCUACAACCACUCCUGGCUAGUUUCCAAAGAGCAUACUUGAGGUUUUGGGGUGUUAAUACGUCGAUAUAGGUUACCAGGAACUUCGGUUAUAGGUUACCUAUAACAUCCUUCCAACUUAAUGGGAUUCCAAUUCAUCUUUGUUGACCAGUUCUGUUCAUUUCAGUGGGACUUCUCCAACAGAUUUCCCCUGUGUUUAGCAUCGUAUGAGAAUAUUCUUAACUAAAAAUAAAUAAAUAAAUACAGAGUUCUCCUAACCUUAAGCCUUCUCCCCGCACACCCCCAAGCUCUUACGCCAAGGUAUAUGAAAAUAUUACUUAAAUAAUAUUAUUACCUUACUCCUUUAGCUUGUUGAGAAGCUGGGUUAUGAACAGAAAGCAGCCUUUCAGUUCUAGGUGGACCAGCUCCCAGGCGCAGCGACUCUGCUGGUUGGCGGCUAGGAAACUGUUCAUUCUUUGAAAGUAUCGCUUGACUUUCAUGGGCGGAGGAGAUGGUGCCGUGUUGGCAGAGUUUGCCAGCUUUCCUCCCUGCGUUUCUUUUGCACACGCCUCCAGCUGUUUGGUUUGCUGGUAAAGGUCGCUUCUCAAGGAUUCGAGACACGUCGCGUUCCAGGCGCCCCAAGGAUGGUCUUUGCCGAGAACGUUGAGGCUCUGCUGGAGAACCUCGCGGACGAUGAUGACGGCGCCAUCGCUCUCCAGAGCGUUGAGAGUUUUCAGAGGGAACCUGAAGUCCGUUGUCUCAGAUAUGCAUUGCAGAGGGAAUUGUCCAGCCAUCCUGCAGAGGUGGUUCAAGUUGGUCUGGAUCAUUUGGUUCCACUGGGUGUGGAGCACAGGGCAUUUGGAAAGGGGGCUGGAUUGGGCGAGUUUGCCGGAGAGCACCAGCACGAGACAAACGCUUAAGCCGUUCCCACCAGUAGUGAAGCCCAUGAUGAACCAAUGGCUAUAACUACCUUAUCUUCCUGGAGUCUCUUUAAAUAUAUUUCGGAACACCUAUAAAAAUCUGCCAUCCUGAAUUCAUUCAACAUGAGACAUUUGUAUUAAUCAUGAUAUGAAUUUUCCCCACCAUCAAGAUUCCAAAUGCCUUUGAGGAACAUGAUUUGGUUGCUUUCAGUUUCGUUCAAGGAGUUUUAAUUAAAAUAUGAGGUUUUGUUUUGUUUUGUUUUUUACUACCUUCUUACAGAAAACUUAGCAAAGUUUCAAGCGAACCAUAGCCCUUCUUUUCUCUUCUUUCUGUUUAUAAUAUUCUAAAUUAAUUUCCAGUGCCUUCUUAGAAUUAGAAAAUAAACAAGAGUUCAGCAUUAGCUCUUUCCUAAAAUCUGAAGAGAUUUCCCAUCUCAUAUGUCUACAUCCUUAAAAGGUCCUUAUCUGUUUAUUCCUUGUUUAGUUUAUACUUUUAUAAUGCUGUUAUUCAGGCAAACUGUUCCCAGUUGAUAAGAACACUAAAAUAACAAUAAAAUUAAUCUUAAAAUCAUACUAAAGUGGUCAAUAAGACAACAGGUUAGAAUAAAACCCAGAAGUCUGGGAGAAUAGGGAACUAUUUUCCUAGCACCAAAGAGAAAGCAUGAGCCUUUGAUGAGCGGGAUUUGCAAUAGAUCACUACUGCAAAGGGUUUUUCUCUGGUUACCUUAAAUGCCCUUGGAUAGCUCAUGGGAAAAUACCUCCAUUUUUUAUUUCUUCACAUGGGGCAGACUGAGGUGGGAACAGCUAUUCCUUCAGGUACUGAGGUCUCAAUUUCCUAUUUUAUGUUACUUUACAGUGGAUGCUUGGGUUGCGAACAUGAUCCGUGUGGGAUGCACGUUCGCAACCCGCAGCAGUGCGCCUGCGCGGGUUGCGAUUCGGCGCACCUGUGCAAAGCACGAUUUAGCGCUUCUGUGCAUGCGCAACCGCCGAAACCCAGAAGUAACCCAUUCCGGUACUUCCGGGUUUUGGUGGGUCUGUAACCCGAAAAAACGCAACCUGAAGCGUUUGUAACCCGAGGUAUGACUAUAUUUUUAAAACAAUGUUUGGUCCCAAGCCAGCUAAUAACUUCCUAUUUCCUUGUCUUCGGCAUCUGAGUUUUCAGAGGCUGUCCUGUUUUUUCUACAUGCACUUAGGUUAUUGUUGUAUCACAGAGAAGCCACUAAGGGAGCCCAUUUGUCUGUGAAUUAUCUCUGUUCUAGACUUAACUUUGCAGGUAUCUGUUACGGGUCAAAAAGCGAAAACUGCUUCGUUUCCUACUGCAUUGCCUCAGCUGCCUAACUGGUGGCAACUUAGCAACUCUUCAAACAGGAAUUAGGGUGAGCAUAAUUUAAUAAAACUUUCAGGGCAUAAUUUAAACCCCUGCCUGGACUGGUCUUUUCUCUGCUUAUACAGUGGUACCUCGGGUUAAGUACUUAAUUCGUUCCGGAGGUCCGUACUUAACCUGAAACUGUUCUUAACUUGAAGCACCACUUUAGCUAAUGGGGCCUCCUGCUACCACCGCGCCGCUGGAGCACGAUUUCUGUUCUCAUCCUGAAGCAAAGUUCUUAACCUGAAGCACUAUUUCUGGGUUAGCGGAGUCUGUAACCUGAAGCGUAUGUAACCCAAGGUACCAUUGUAGUUGCCUGUGCAUUAAUCUCAAGUGAGACUUAAGCUCAGUUAACUGGGAUUUAACAUAAGAUCCUAUAGGUCUGGCUAAGGCAUGGGUGAGGAAAUUGUGGCCCUCCGGAACUUUUUACACUACAGCAGGGGCCAGCAGACUUUUUCAGCAGGGGGCCGGUCCACUGUCCCUCAGACCUUGUGGGGGGGCAGACUAGAUUGGGGGGGGGGAAUGAAUGAAUUCCUAUGCCCCACAAAUAACCCAGAGAUGCAUUUUAAAUAAAAGCACACAUUCUACUCAUGUAAAAACACACUGAUUCCCGGACCGUCAACGGGCCGGAUUGAGAAGGCUAUUGGGCCGGAUCCGGCCCCCGGGCCUUAGUUUGCCUACCCAUGCACUACAGCACCCAUAAUCUCUGACCGUUGGCCAUGUUUCCUGGGGCUAAUGGGAGUUGGGAACUCAACAGUGGCUUACUGUAGAUCCUUAGUAGGUUAUGCUUAAGGAGUGAUGUGUACUCAUUUUGAACUGGGGCUGGUGAAUUUUACUUCCGAGUAGAACCUUUUCUCAGCCAUGAAGCUCAGUGGGCAAUAUUGCACUAUUUAUACUUUCUCAGCCUAACCCACCUCACGAUUUUUGUUGUGAGGAUAACAUUGGGUGAUGGGUUGAUGGAAAAGAGGAGACUGAGAGGAGAUAAGAAAGCAUCUUCAGAUAUCUCAAGGGCUGUCACAUGGAAGAGGGAACAAGCUUGUUUUCUUCUGCUCUGGAGGGUAGGACUCGAACCCAUGGCUUCAAGUUACAAGAAAGGAGAUUCUGACUAAACAUAUGGAAGAGGUAUUCAACAGUGGAACAGUCUCCCUCUGGAGGUUGUGGACUCUCCUUCCUUGGAGGUUUUUAAGCAGAGGUUGGAUGGCCAUCAGUCCUGGAUGCUUCAGCUGAGAUUCCUGCAUUGCCAGAGGGUUGGACUCGAUGACCGUUGGGGUCCCUUCCAACUCAACAAUACCAUGAUUUCAUUUUUGUUAUACCAGUCUUGUCAUCAAUUUGCUGUUUUAAAACCUUUCGUUCCACAGUCUGCAGCCGUUGGGCACAAGACGUUGGGUAAAUUCAACCAGCUCAGCCACCUGGUGGGAAAUAGGAUUAGACGCACCAAUUCACCAAAUGUCUUCCUUCCCAAGCGGAAGGGGGUUCAUUUUUGUCCUUAGGAGCGCUUAGAGCAGGAAACAAAUCAAUAUUAAAGGGAUUUAUACAGAUUCAUGCUAAGUCUGUGUCUCCUCAAAACAGAUGGACGAGAGCUGUGCAAGUGCGGUUUCUAAAUUUGGCCCAGUGGAGCAUUUAACUAUGGGGAGCCAGCUUUCUCCAUUGGGCUACUGCAGGCAUGUCCAAAGUCCAUUUCGGGGGCCUAAUUUGGCCCGCUGGUUGGUUUAAUCCAGCUCCUGUGGCAGUUUAUUUUCUGGGGUAAAAUCCUAAAAAAACCUCAACAACUUCAAUCUUUAAAAAAUCCCUCAACAGAUUCAACCCUAAAAAAAACCCCCAGCAACUUCAAUCCUACAAAAAAGGUCAACAACUUUGGUUGGCCCUUCGGUCGGCCCUCACGGCCCUUCACUUCAUCAAAUCUGACCCUCUUUGAAAAAGGUUUGGACACCACUGAUUUGCAAAUGGUGCUGAAAAGCCCCUUUUCCAUUCCUCAAAUUCUCACUUACAGGUAUUUCAAUUCCCUCCAUUGCAAGCACAUGCGCAGGUUGGAUUCUGCCCAAGAGUGACAUAAUGACUUCUUCUGUUUCAUGAUGACUGUGCACAGCUAUAUGGGUCGGGUGAUUAAGAGCACGCUAAGCAUUAGUAUAUAAGGAAGACGUAUACUAGACAGAAUGACCCAGACAGCGCUCUUAAUUUGUGCGGCAUCGCCUCCGGCAUUUGUGACGAGGAUAAUUACUGUUGUUUAAGUGAGAGUGUUUUUCUAUCCAGAGUUAUGACUCAAGGAGCCAGCGUUUGAAUUAUUUGUGCUGUGCUUUUUAUAUAUAUACAGUGGUACCUUGGGUUACAGACGCUUCAGGUUAGGACGCUUCAGGUUACAGAUUCCUCUAACCCAGAAAUAGUACCUCAGGUUAAGAACUUUGCUUCAGGAUGAGAACAGAAAUCGUGCUCCGGCAGCGCAGCCGCAGCAGGAGGCCCCAUUAGCUAAAGUGGUGCUUCAGGUUAAGAACAGUUUCAGGUUAAGAAUGGACCUCCAGAACGAAGUAAGUACUUAACCCGAGGUACCACUGUAUAUAAGAAGGAAGAAGAAAUUUUUGAAAAUUGUCAUGAUCCAUAAUCUUCUCUGAUGCGCAAAGGCUGUGAGUUUUACGGAGGAUGUUCCAUGGUCCUCCUACCUGAUUGCUUUAGGCAAAAAUGCCAGGAAUUGAACCUGGAACAUUCUGCAUGCAAAGUAUAUGUUCUGUGUCAAGGAACAAUAAAUACUAAACCACCAGAUUACUUUGGCUGCACAUGCUUUGCAAGUUCCUGUCAAAUUAUAGUCUCUGAAAACUUUCCUUAGCUUGCCUCCCCAACAACUUCAACAUAUAUGUAUGAGUAUUGUAUAGACCAGGGGUCAGCAAACCUUUUCAGCAGGGGGCUGGUCCACUGUCCCUCAGACCUUGUGGGGGGCCGGACUAUAUUUUGAAAAAAAUAAUAAUGAAUAAUGCCCCACAAAUAACCCAGAGAUGCAUUUUAAAUAAAAGGACACAUUCUACUCAUGUAAAAACAUGCUGAUUCCCAGACUGUCCGCAGGCCGGAUUGAGAAGGCGAUUGGGCCGGAUCUGGCCCCCGGGCCUUAGCUUGCCUACCCAUGGUUCAGAGUGACUGCACACAUGGAAUCAGCACAUCUGAUCUCCAAACAGCUCUAUGGAGAAUCUUGGAAUCGUAGAGUUGGAAGGAACCACAAGGAUUCAUCUAGUCCAGGCAUGUCCAACAGGUAGAUCAUGAUCAGCCAGUAGAUCACUGGACAUCAGUGGUAGAUCAUUGGCUCCCCCAACUAUGGUUUCCCUAAAAAAAUGGUUCCCCUGAGAUUAAGAGUCUCGCGUUCCUCCAGCUGAAGAGGGCAGGAAUCGCCUCUGUUCGUUGUUCCUGGCUCCGCUGUCGGGACAAUCCAGCAAAUAAUGCCAGGCUCCAAAAUGUGGGGCUGGAGAUUGUCCCAGCUCUCGUGCGCAGAGGCAGAUGUCCCGUGCCAGGAGGCAGGUUGGGUCUUGCCUACCGCAAGGACCUGGCUUGCCUAGGAAGGUAAAUCAAGAUUUGUGGGCCUAAAUAAAAUGUCGGUAUCAGGUCAAGGGGCGACCUCAACAAGUGGGGCACCGGUGAUAAUCUCAGUGGGUGGGUGCCCAUGGGUGGAAGCCCAGAGAACUGAUUCCUCAAAUGGUAUUUUAUUCCCAGUUACAGUGGUACCUCGGGUUAAGUACUUAAUUUGUUCCGGAUGUCCGUUCUUAACCUGAAACUGUUCUUAACCUGAAGCACCACUUUAGCUAAUGGGGCCUCCUGCUGCUGCCAUGCCAUAGCAGCACAAUUUCUGUUCUCAUCCUGAAGCACUAUUUCUGGGUUAGCGGAGUCUGUAACCUGAAGCGUUUGUAACCUGAAGCAUAUGUAACCCGAGGUACCGCUAUACUGUUCUGCACAAACACUGCAAUCGCAGGUGGGAAAUUUAUGAGCUGCUCCUGAGCACGGCAUAAUAAUUAAAAAGCUGUCAAGAGCAAAAUGUAAAUCUAAAUGACACUAUAAUCCUACACAUUUAUAUAAUCUGACACUUUCUUCAACAGAACUUAAUAUGUAGUAAAAAGUUUUCAGGACUGCAGCUUAAAGGUAUAAUCCUAUACAGUGGUACCUCAAGUUACAUAUGCUUCAGGUUACAGACUCUGCUAACCCAGAAAUAGUACCUCGGGUUAAGAACUUUGCUUCAGGAUGAGAACAGAAAUCAUUCUCUGGUGGCGCGGCAGCAGCAGGAGGCCCCAUUAGCUAAAGUGGUGCUUCAGGUUAAAAACAGUUUCAGAUUAAGAACAGACCUUCAGAACGAAUUAAGUACGUAACCAGAGGUACCACUGUAAAUGUUUAUUUAAAAGUAAUUCCUACUGAGUUCGAUCUCCGCAGUAAAUGCAACUUAAAUCACAUUUGUCCAUUUCCUAAAAAGACCUGUGGAUAAACUGUUUUGAAAACUGACGGCUUUUAAUGGCGCCGUGAUGUUUUUAUUGUAAUUAUUUGUGUGUUUGAAACGACUUUUUAAUAUACGUGUGUAGUUUUGAUUCUGUUGAUGUUUAAUUGUUUUUUAUGAUUGUUUUUUCUGUGUUUAAAAGUUCUGUGUACAAAACUUGAAACAGCUACUAGAUGUGGAAGAAGAUCUUCUAGAAUCGUUACUCGGGCCAUUUAUGCCUCUUGAAAUUGAAUUUCUUGUCUUAAAAUUCGUAUCAUGUGUCUCUGUGUUUAUUAUUAUAUUUCCUACAGCUGAGAAUCUUACCAAUUCAUGCAAACAUCUUUCAUUUUUAUAUUGUAUUGCCGUGCAAGGACAAAUAUAGAAAGACUUGUGAAUGAAUAAUUUCACAGAAUUGAUUGUAUGAUCGCAUUCAUAAAAUGAAUAUGACUUACUCAUCUGAUGUAGCUUUUAAAGGAUAUUUUAAUAAUUUCUCACUACAGUGUUACUGCAUCCCAGAGUUGGGGUUUUUUUUUAUUUAAAAAAUGCUAAUGCAAUAGGCAUGAACAGGCAAUAUCAGGCAAAGAAUACAGACUUUAUGCAUAUAAGACAGCAGUGCAAAGUGUUUUCCUGUAAUGAUCAAAGAGGUAAUUGGGAUUGAUUUUUUGUUUAACCUACAAGUCUGACUGUUAAAUAAUUCCAAGGGACCUGCUGGGGGAAAAUGUGCAGAAAACUAAUGAGCGGUUUGCCAAUGCUGGCUCAAAUCGUUGUGGCAAAUGAACUGGAAAAAUAAAGAGAAGCCAUCAGAAUAGAAGUAGUUUAGGAACAUUGGCAUGUAAUCCUAGUGGAAAAGACAAUAGCAUUAUAGCAAAUAUGGGGAGGAAAAUUACUACAGAUUCCUCUGUAUCUGAGCCAUGGGGGAACUCUUAAGAACAUGUGGAGAACCUACUGGAUGAGGCCAGUGGUCCAUCCAUUCCUGUAUCCUGUUCUCACAGUGGCCAACCAAGAUGCCUGUUGAGCAGGAUUCACACACGAGGACUCUGCCCUUUUGUGUUUUGAUACAGCAUCUCUUGUAAAUUAUGUUUCCUGAAAUAAUAAUCACAGUAAUAAGACUAUGAAGCGUCUUUUGUACAUCCCAUCUGCUCCUGUUUGACAUUUAUUCAUUCCCGUGAAUGUGUGUUGUGCUACAAGUUGAGUAACGCCAACAGUUAUGGGAAGAUAGUCUCCCUUGUUAAAUUCCAGAGCGGCUAUUUGCAGAGCAUCUUGUUGUCUGUUGGCUCAGAAAGAUAACUAGGGCAAAUUAAGCGACCAGCUGACUUGGGUCAUUACACAUGACUAGGGCCAUAUGGUGAAACAGGAUUACUUAAGUAUGUCGCUGCUGGGCCACAUCGUCUCAGGCAUUAAAAGAGAGCAAAAUGGGUCAGAUCAUUAAAAAACCACACCACGAUUUUAACGGCUGAAUAGUUUGAGGGAGGUUACUCACCUAACAGAGGUCAGAAUAAUGCUUGUGACCUUACAUGGAGCUUAUAACACAGGCUGUAAUUGAAAAACGGUUGCUCCCAACCAGCUCAUUGUCCACCUGGUGCAUAAAGGUGUCUGUGCCUUGCUCAAUAUCGGUAAUGCUGUCUCCAGGGUUUUUUUGGGGGGGGGGUCUGUGGUCCAACACCCUCAAUAAAGGUAAAGGGACCCCUGACCAUUAGGUCCAGUCGUUACCGACUCUGGGGUUGCGGCACUCAUCUCGCUUUACUGGCCAAGGGAGCCGGCGUAUAGCUUCCGGGUCAUGUGGCCAGCAUGACUAAGCUGCUUCUGGCGAACCAGAGCAGCGCAUGGAAACGCCAUUUACCUUCCCGCCGGAGCGGUACCUAUUUAUCUACUUGCACUUGACGUGUUUUUGAACUGCUAGGUGGGCAGGAGCUGGGACCGAGCAAUGGGAGCUCACCCCGUUGCGGGGAUUCGAACCGCCGACCUUCUGAUCGGCAUGUCCUAAGCUCUGUGGUUUAACCCACAGCGCCGUCAAUGGCCCCCCUCUAACCUAGACCAGAAAGGACUUGGAAACUGGGAAUUCUUUGAGGCUGGUUUGAUCUUUGAUAUUCAGUGCAAAGUGGCAAUGGAAGCACUGUUGGGGCAAGGAGUCCUCUGCAGGUUUGGGGGCCAUGGCAAAUGUCCAACUUUCCAUCCCCUGGGGGGAGCCCUUGGGAGCGUGGCCUUACCAUUUGGAAGGAUGAGAUAGCUGGUUUCUGGGCAUCACAGAAGUGCAUAAAACCUAUUAUUUGAUUUAUUAUUGCAUAUUUUUUCUGUCACAAAGAGGUGGCUUGUGAGAUUUGGUGUGUCAGGUCUUGACUGGUCUUGGAUAUUCCUCACCUUGACUCGUGGGGAAAAGGGGAGACGUUUGCUAUUCUGCUUCAGGCAGCAAAAAGUCUUGGGGUGGCCCUGCAAGUAUACAUGCCCCUUGGUCUGUGUGCAAUCUGUUUAUGGAAGUCCAUUGAUGGAGGCAAGAAUGGGCUACCAAGUAUUAGGGAUUGUCGGCAAAUUUUGUUCCCCAUUAUCGUAACGCUAAACUUUGCAAAGUGGUGCGGAGUCGUUAUUGAGUCGUUUCUCAGUCAUGCUGAAGUAUUGGGAAGUGGCUGUUCAUGAUUUAAGUACAGUCGUAUCUUGGAAGCUGAAUGGAAUCCAUUCUGGAACUCUUUUCAACUUCCAAAACGUUCGGAAACCAAAGUGCGGCUUCUGAUUGGCUGCAGGAAGCUCCUGCAGCCAAUUGGAAGCCUCGUUAGAUGUUUGGCUUCCAAAAAUAGUUCACAAACCGGAACAGUCAUUUCCGGGUUUGCGGCAUUCGGGAGCCAAAAUGUUCAACUUGCAAGGCGUUCGGGAUCCAAGGUACGACUGUAAUAUGGAAGAUCUUUCAGAUAUUUAUUACUAAUAAAGCUUUGAGAUGUACCGUAUUUUUCCGUGUAUAAGAUGCCCCCAUGUAUAAGACGCUCUCUAUUUUGGGGGGUUCCAAAUUAAGAAAACACCCCUAAUCACUACCAAUGUAUAAGACGAGCCCCAAUUUCAAACCCUUUUUUGGGGUAAAAAAAAACCCCUAGUCUUAUACAUGGAAAAAUACAGUAAAACAAGUCUGCAUUUUUAAAAAAUGCAUCUUAAAUAUAGCUUUAGAAACCUGGAAGAAUCAGAUACCCCCUUUGGGGGGAAGGUGUGGAAUUGGACAAGAUCCCAAAUGCUUUUGCACAGGUGUGUGUUGCCGUGUGUCUCGCUGCCCUUGGCUUGCGUUUUCCUGCCAUCUGUUUGAGCACGUUGUAAAUCGGUUGUCGCUAGGCAGCUGGUCCCCUGUUGCCGUAUCUGCAAAGUGGUCAUCUUGGACGCCAAUAAAAUUAGCACUCAACGGAGCUUAUCGCAACAUAACUGGAGGAGGGCUAGACAUCUGUGUGGGAUUCUAGAUGCUCUGCUGUUUGCACCAAUUAACAGCAUCUGGACGGCAGUCUGUUUUCUUAAAACUUUCCAGCAGGGGAAGGUAUUGGGGGAAGAGGAGGAGGAGGAGAGGGAAAAAAAUCAUAAUAAUCUAGUUAUGAUGAUGUUGUAUGAGCAUGCCAGAUAUAUAUCCCUGAGAGAAUACAGGCUCCCAACUAGGCGCCUUAUUAGAUUAUCAGAGUUUCCUAGCAUGUUGUUCCCAGAGGAUGAAAGAUCAGAACAAAAAUAAACUCUUGCUAUGUGGCAAGGCUAGUGGCUACUUGAGUGGGUCAGCUGUUCAUACAAGGAAGAAGGUUUGCAUUGAUUUGGCUAAUAGGAUCGUGGCUGACCCAAACCAAUAGGGACUGUUAGAUUAGUUGCAGAGCCCAAGCACUGCAUGCAAAAAGUCCCAGGUUCGUUUGCUGGUUCAUUCUGCUUCUUCUUAGGAGGGGGAUUAAAACUUCUUUUUAAUUGGCCGAAUAGAUAUUUGAAUAGCUGUGCUGACCUGCUCUGUUUGUUGUUGUUGUUGUUUUUAUUGUGCGGUGCUCUGUGGAAGCAUGGAAUAUAAAUUACUUCGAAUAAAUAGAUGGGCAAACAGUUUGACUUGGUGUAAGGCACAUCCUUACGUCCCAAGAGAAAACAUUAUUAAAAAGCCUUAAAACUUAAAACUGUCUGAUAACUUAUUAAAUGAGGUCUGGGGCAUUAGAAUGGAGACAAGAACUCCAUAACUUUGUUCCCAUUUUUUUUAUUAUUACACAGAAUGGCUUCUAAUGGUCAAUUCUAUUUUAUAUAACAUGUAAUGUAAAAGAGUUAUUGCUGUUAGAAAUUGACAAUGUUUUUAGCCACCGCUAUUUAAUAUAAAGCAAUAUGACAUCGAAACACAGAUUUCCCAGUAGAUUGUAUUGCCUAGACCUCAUACAUCAAUCCCCCUUUAUGGCUAUGUAGCAAGGUGGUAGAGGAAUCAGAGCCUUUUAUCUGUCAGGGAUGUCGUUCCAACCUUCCAAGUUUAAUAAUUUCAAGCACAAUUCAGUGUUGGUGCUGACCUUUAAAGUCCUAAACGGCCUCGGUCCAGUAUACCUGAAGGAGCAUCUCCACACCCAUCAUUCUGCCCGGACACUGAGAUCCAGUGCCGAGGGCCUUCUGGCAGUUCCUUCGCUGCGAGAAACCAAGUUACAGGGAACCAGGCAGAGGGCCUUCUCGGUGGUGGCACCCGCCCUGUGGAACGCCCUCCCACCAGAUGUCAAAGAGAAAAACAACUACCAUACUUUUAGAAGACAUCUGAAGGCAGCCCUGUUUAUUGAAGCUUUUAAUGUUUGAUGGAUUGUUGUAUUUUGGUAUUCUGUUGGAGGCCGCCCAGAGUGGCUGGAGGGGCCCAGGCAGAUGGGUGGGGUAUAAAUAAUAAAUUAUUAUUAUUAUUAUUAUUAUUAUUAUUAUUAUUGAUACAGAUGGGGCUCAUCCACCUGGAAAAGUAGCCCAUCUGGGAUGUGGAAAACUCCGAACCUGACCCUUGCAGCUAUCCUGAUUCAUGAGGCUUCAGGAGUAAACCCUGAGGAAAUAUCUGUAACCGCUGCCUUGCGGGGGACAUAUUCUGGAGAAGAAAAGGUUAAGGAGUAAGCCCUACACAAAGUGGGAGUCCCUAGGAUGGUUGGGUGGUGCCGUGUACACCUCCUUUCCGCAACUCCUUCAUUAUUAUUUUUUUAAAUGAUAUUUAUUAAAAUUUCAAAAGAAAAAGAUUACAUUAAUAAGAAAAAUAACAAUAAAAAAGAAAAAAUACAAAGUACAAAAAAGAAAAAACAGUUAAAAACAAUUCCAUCUUUUCAUCACUUCUCUUACAUUUACUUGUUUCCCGGACCUCCUCAUACCUCCCUUUUUUGUAUUCCAAUUCAAUUUGUUAGUCCAGCAAUUCCUCUCCCUCCUUUUUAAUCCUGAUCUUUAAUCUUGAUAUAUUAUAACAUUAAAUUUUUACGUAUUAAAAACCAAUUUUUCCAUAUUCUUUUAUACCAUUACAGCUAGGAACCACUUAACUUCAUUCUGACAUCAUUCUAACAUUCAUUAAUUUUACAAUAUUUCUGUAAGUAGUCUUUAAAUUUCUUCCAAUCUUCUUCCACCGACUCUUCUCCCUGGUCUCGGAUUCUGCCAGUCAUUUCCGCCAAUUCCAUGUAGUCCAUCAUUUUCAUCUGCCAUUCCUCCAGUGUGGGUAGAUCUUGUGUCUUCCAAUACUUUGCAAUAAGUAUUCUUGCUGCUGUUGUGGCAUACAUAAAGAAAGUUCUGUCCUUCUUUAAAACCGAUUGGCCGACUAUGCCCAGGAGGAAGGCCUCUGGUUUCUUCAAGAAGGUAUAUUUAAAUACCUUUUUUAAUUCAUUAUAAAUCAUCUCCCAGAAAACCUUAAUCCUUGGGCACGUCCACCAAAGGUGAAAGAAUGUACCUUCAGUUUCUUUACAUUUCCAACAUUUAUUAUGGGGCAAAUGGUAGAUUUUUGCAAGCUUGACUGGGGUUAUGUACCCUUUCCGCAACUCCUUCAGCCAAGCUGGUGCCAAACAUAUUGCUCUGCUUUCCUUUGGACCACACCAGCGAGGCCGAGAGUGUGGGCUCUUGUUGUCUGGGCACCCCCAGGACCUCCAUACACACUGCCCUGGCUUGCACCCCAGAGGGGUCACUUCAGUGCUACUGAUGCAGCAAAAACAAUACAGGAGGCAGCCCUUUACAAGCUCCUGAUCUUUGCAACCACAGCUGGCGCUGCGAUUCCCCAGCGGUUUGGCUUGACCCCCAGGAAGCUCACUCCAUUGUCUCUUGAGCCAGACGGAUGCCAACUGUAGAUUGAAACGCCUUACUGUUAAAUUAGCGAAGAGCGUGUGCGUUUUGCAUGUUGACUCUUUAAAAUCCUUUUUUAAAAGAACGUUGCCUUAAGCACCGUGCACUUGGGAAGGCAUCUAAAAAUGUCACAAACAGGUAACGUUUCUGUCGCUAAGACAUGAAUAUUAAAAUUAAGGAACAGUAAAUGCAGGGCUGUCGCCACUUAUAUUGGUCCCGGUGAUAUUUACACGGAUUGUUAGUCCUUGGUAAUUGAUCCCCCGCCCUCUCCGCCUUUAUUGAUGAAGGAAGUGGUUGGAAGUUGACUGCAGAAUAAGUGAUUCAAGAUACUAGUUUUGUGGCAUUGGAAUGGGAUGUGUGGGGUGGAAAGCGGCACCUGCAGCUAGAGACCCAUGGGAAUCAAACUGCACAUUAUGCCUAACGAUGAUAAUUGCAUAAAUUAAAAACCAGAAGGUAAAAGAAAUUGCAUGUUAUGCUCCAUGUCAAGCGUGGCUUUACAUCUCCUGUUGCUUUUAAAAUCGCAGCCUCUGUGUGUGCAGUUAAUGGGAUUGUAAAGGUAAAGGUAAAGGACCCCAGGACGGUUUCAGAGGCAACUAUGGGGUUCGUCUCGCUUUCAGUCCAAGGGAGCCUGCAUUCAUCCACAGACAGCUUUCCAGCAGGACUAAACCACUUCUGGUGCAACAGGACACUGGGACGGAAACCAGAGUGCACUGAAACGCCAUUUACCUCCCGGCCACAGUGCUACUUUUUUAUCUACUUGCACUGGCAUGCUUUCAAACUGCUAGGUUGGCAGGAGCUGGAACAGAGCAACGGGACCUCACUCCAUUGCAGGGUGUCAGGUGUGCGUGCAGGAGCCAGGUCCUGUGACCAAUAGGACUUUGCUGGACUGGGGCCUUCCUAAGUUUGUUCUGAAGAGGCAAGGUGCGGCUUCACAGGUGAGGCUGACUGGUAACUCACAGCACCUGGUGGCAACAGCUGGGAAGGGGUAUAAGGUCAGCAUUUCCCUUUGGCUCUUGGCCACAGCAACAUGCUUCCUGUCUUAGGCUUCUUGCUUCCUGAUCCUUGAACCUCGGCUUGUUGACUCCCUGCUUCUUGAUCCUCGGACCCCUGACUUCGUGACUCCUUGCUUCCUGACCCUCGGACCCUCGGCUUCCUGAAUCCUGGCUUCUGGAACCCCGUUCCUGCUCCCACCCCGCCAUCUUGCCCCCGGUCCUGACAUCCCCUGCCGAGACUUUGAUCGCCCAUGAACACAGGGAUUCGAACCGCCAACCUUCUGAGCGCCCAAGGAAGAUAGGGUUAUUUUCUCACCCCUGGGCAGGCCCAGUGUUUGAAAUUCCCCGGGUGCCAGGUGCACUUUGCAACCAGGUGACAGUGCCCAGCUCAAGAUAUUCAUCUGAACUAGCCAGAGGUUCAAGUGAGAACCAACCACAGUCAGUCCAACGUUUGAAAAAUAAAACGUUCGAGCCGUCUCGCCCCCAAAUGGCAACAAGGCGACCGCAACCUUGGUUUAAGGGGCCAUUUGGCGCCUAGCUUAGAUACCUGAGUUUCUAACACUGCCAGAGAGGUGCUGUCAGUCAAUAUUAAGUUGGAUGGAUUGGGACCCUGACUUAGCAUAGACAGGGUCGGAUGUUGCAAUAUUGUGUGUUUCUAAAGCUGGCCUGAAGUCGAUGUAUUCAGUCUGACGCUUUCGACCGCAAUGGUUCAUUUGCAGCGGUUUGAGAGUUUUGAGAUUUGGAUCUAGUUUGAGUCUCUCCAUGCCCUCCAGUGUAAAAUUCAUGUGCUCUUGGUCUAUAGGUUUUGACUCAUCCCGAAGGAAAGGCAUUGUUUGUGCCAAUAAAUAAGAAAGGGCUGCAAGGUAUCCAGGUGUGCCUUCUUCCAUCUUCAGACGCCGAUGAUUCACACCUAGAUAGUCUGCAGGUAGCUGCUGUCAGCUUCGGGCAAAGACAGUGCAACAUUAAAAAAAGAGGCUGUUUGCAUGUUUCUCAGUCAUGCUACAAGCUCACGUUUGCAAAUGAGACAAGGGUACCAGCCCGAUGAAUGCUGCGGGUUGAGGCUCACAGUCUUGUCUGGUAAUGGGGCUUAUUUUUUAAUUUCAUGAAACAUAUACACCACUUGAUUUUUUAAAAAAACAAAACAAAGCAGGUUACUAUAAAACUGAGAAAGAUUCAAAACCGUACAAUAUUAUUAUAAAUUAUUAUUAUUACUAUUAUUAGCGCUCUCCUUGUGGAAUGCCUUCCCAUCAGAUGUCAAGGAGAUUAAGAGCUACACAACUUUUAUAAGACAUCUGAAGACAGCGCUGUACCUGGAAGUUUUUAACGUUUUAUUAUGUUUUUAAAAUCUGCUGGAAGCUGCCCUGAGUGGUUGAGGAAAGCAAGCCAGAUGGGUGGGGUAUGAAUAUAACAACAACAACAACAACAACUUCAAAACUUACAAAAGUUAAAGUACGAAAACAGAUGUUUAUUUCACUGCUAGCUCUAUUUCGGGAAAGUUAACCAAAACGCCCUCUAGCCAGAUGUCUGACACAGAAGGCUUCCAGCAUCCUUCCAUCUCAAGCAACGAGGCGCUAUCCUCAACCAGAGGAGGAAUGAGAGGCAAGAGCCAGUGGCAACAUCGGCACCAACUCUAAGGGGCCCAGAUCCCUUCGCCCCCCUAUAAAAUAUUCCCCCCCCCAAUGUUGAGAACAAUCGGGGGCAGAGGAGGCCAAGCGCAAAGCUGAGCAGGGUGUGGAUUCAGUGACCGGUGGUUCGUCCUGCUCCUGCUGUGGAGGGGAAGGAGCGGGCCAGCUGCCCUGGGCCGGUGGCGGCUGCAGGGGAAGGAUGAGGUUGACCACAGAGCCAUGUAUGAUGCAGUGGCAGUGGCUGGUGGCUUCCUUUCCCCCUACUCCUGCUGCGGAGGGGAAGGAGAGGGGAGGAAGCAGCCCUGCGGCAGGAGGAGGAGGAGGUGGUCGUGGUGGUUGACCACUGGAGAGGAGGAGCUGCCAGCCAUUGAAGCUGCUCUGUAGCCGCAGCUGCUUUCAGCUCUGCCCCUUGGCUCUUCCUAGUGUUCUUGUGCCAUACACACACACAUCAUGUGCGUGUAAUAGGGUCACAUACGCCACAAAAUCUUCUGCUCAUGUUGGUGCCUCUGAGUGUGAAGAAGAGGCGUGGCCAGCUUGAGCCAGGGUUGGUUUGCUUUGCUUUGAGGAGUAUAUUGGUACAUUGGUACCUCGGGUUACAGACGCUUCAGGUUACAGACUCCGCUAACCCAGAAAUAGUACCUCGGGUUAAGAACUUUGCUUCAGGAUGAGAACAGAAAUCGCGCAGUGGCGGUGCGGUGGCAGUGGGAGGUCCCAUUAGCUAAAGUGGUGCUUCAGGUUAAGAACAGUUUCAGGUUAAGAACAGACCUCUGGAACGAAUUAAGUACGUAACCAGAGGUACCACUGUAUAUGGAAAAACACUGCUCUAAAAAGAAUAUGUUGAUAUGCGUGGAUUAAGUAUGUAAAGUACAAUUGAGAACAAUAAUUAAAAAUGGCUACAAGAGAUUAUAUUAUCCAAAGAAUGCAAUGAUAGUAUUUAAACUUGAGCUAAAGGAAGUUGAGUCGUGGUGGAGGAAAGUCACGGGGGUACGUAGGGUUUAUGUUUUCAGUGUAGGGUGUACAUGUAUUUCCUUCAUUUUAAUUUUGUUUUAGUAUUUGUUUGUUUAUUUUAUUUCAAUGUUCUGUAUCAUUUAUUAAGAAAUUAAAAAAGAAGAAGCGGAGGUGUGGCCAGCUUGAAUCAGGGUUUGUUUGGUUUGCAUGCUCAUCUGACGGCUCGGAGCAGUGUGCGGAAAGGCGAAAGUGUGUCAUUUAUUUUUCAUGCAGCUGCUUCUGAUGAAAGCCGUGGCAGCGUGUGCAUUGUGAACUUCGAAAGCUCUGCCUUCUCCUUUAAAAGAAAGAGUAGCCGCUCCUUUGCGUCUCCUGCGCUUGUUAUCUGCUGUGCAGGAUAAUAUAGCAGCUGGCCUGUAAAGCUGAGCUAACCUUAUAAAACCAAGCUAACCUUAAACCGCUCCUGCACACGGAGGGGACAAUGAGGCAACAAAGGAGAUACUGUAGGUCCAUCCUGGGAAGGACAUUCACAUUGUUUCCUUCAUUGCAGUGGCAUUUUGAUUCCACCGCAAUUAAGGCAAAUGGAGUUAAAAUGCCAUUGGAGACAGGGAAGUUAAAAAAGAAUCCUGUGUUUCUAAGUUAGCAGGUGGAAUUGCUGAUUUCUUCCUUCCUUAUGGAGUCGGUGGGAGGAGAUAAGGAAUCUAAACCAUAAAUGGUUGCUUUGUUGUUGCAGUUUCCACUGAUGAUGACUUUGCCCUUAAGUUUCAGUCUGCCACAUUUUACAUGCUAAGUUGUACAGUCGAAAAAUCAUACUAUAUAUAUUUUUUUUAAAAAGGGAGAGAGAGGAAAAAAUUAAGAGGUCUUUCCCCAUCGUUCAAAAAAAUAAGCAUGCGUGGAGCUGUUUGUAGAUCAGAUGUGCUGAUUACGCCUGUGCAAUUACUCUGAACCAUGGGUAGGCAAACGGAUCCGGCCCAGUCGCCUUCUAAAUCCAGCCCGCGGAGAGUCCGGGAAUCAGAGUGUUUUUACAUGAGUAGAAUGUGCCCUUUAUUUAAAAUGCAUCUCUGGGUUAUUAGUGGGGCAUAGGAAUUCGUUCAUUCCUCCCCCUCAAAAAAUAUAGUCCAGCCCCCCACAAGAUCUGGGGGACAGUUUGCUGACACCUGCGAACCUUCGCUCAGAACUCAAACCUGUUUUGUAUCUUGACAGUUUCAAAGCUGACACCAUCUAAAUGGCUGAAGUCCCACAGAGUUUCUGGUAUCCUUCCAGAUUAGUCUAGUGCCUGUUCCCAGACAAAAGAAGUUCCCAAACCCAAAAUGUUAGAUUUUGAAAUCUGCUGCUAAUACAAUAACAAGACCUCAGCCAGCAUUUUGACUUCUAUGCUCCCUAUGGUUCUAUUUUCAUCUGUAACCAUGGCCAGGUUUAUUAUUUAUUACCAUUAUUAUUAUUAUUAAUUACAAGGCAGUUUACAGAUAAAAAACAAGAAUCACUAUAAACACAGAAAAUCACUAUAAACACAGAAAAAACAAUCAUUAAAAACAAUUAAACAUUAACAGAAUUAAAACUACAUACAGAUAUUAAAAAGUCUUGUUUCAAACAUACCAAUAAGUACAAUAAAAACAUCACGGCGCCAUUAAAAGCCGUCAGUUCUCAAAACAGUUGAUCCACAGGUCAUUUUAGGAAAUGGGCUGCAAGUGUAUUUGGACAAAUGUGAUUUAAGUUGCAUUUACUGUGGAGAUCGAACUCAGUAGGAAUUACUUUUAAAUAAACAUUUAUAGGAUUAUACCUUUAAGCUGCAGUCCUGAACGCUUUUUACUACAUGCUAAAUUCUGUUGAAGAAAGUGUCAGAUUAUGUAAAUGUGUAGGAUUAUAGUGUCAUUUAUAUUUACAUUUUGCUUUUGACAGCUUUUUAAUUAUUCUUCCGUGCUCAGGAGCAGCCCAUAAAUUUCCCACCUGUGAUUGCCGUGUUUGUGCAGAACAGUCACUGGGAAUAAAAUACCAUUUGCGGAAUCGGUUCUCUGGGCUUCCACCCGUGGGCACCCACCCACUGAGGUUAUCACCUGUGCCCCACUUGCUGAUGUCGCCCCUUGACCUGAUACCGACAUUUUAUUUAGGCCCACAAAUCUUGAUUUGCCUUCCUAGCCAAGCCAGAUCCUUGCGGUAGGCAAGACCCAACCUGCCUCCUGGCACGGGACAUCUGCCUCUGUGCGAGAUCUGGGACCAUCUCCAGCCCCACAUUUUGGAGUUUGGAAUUAUUUGCUGGAUUGUCCCGACAGUGGAGCCAGGAACAACGAACAGAGGCGAUUCCUGCCCUCUUCAGUCGGCAGAACGUGAGACUCUUAAUCUCAGGGUUGUGGCCCCACAUGGGGCGAAAGAUUCUUGCAUUGCAGGGGUUUGGACUAGAUCAGGGCUGGCCAGCUCCCAGGAGACUCACAGAGUUAAAAACUGGCAGUGAUCUACUCCCUUUUGGGGGGUUCAGGUCAAAGCUGUUGAGCUUUUAUUAGGAAGGAAGGCACUGUUUUUUGAGUUUCAAGUCAAAGUUGUUGAGCUUUUGUUGGGGGCAGCCAGUGAUCUAUCACAGAUGUCCAGUGAUCUGCUGGUAGAUCACGAUCUACCUUUUGGACAUGAAUCCUUGUGGUCCCUUCGAACUCUAUGAUUCCAAGAUUCUCCAUAGGGUUAUUUGGGUCCGGUAGGUGCUGAGGCACUUCAAAUACCCGAAUUGCAGGUCCCCGUUUCUCUCUCCAGCUUGCAGUGCAUCCUAUCUUGGGGAACAUACAUUAGGAACUGCUAUUCUCCAUCUUGCUGAUUACUGUCUACACUAAUUGGCAGCAGAUCUCCAAGAUUUCAGAGGUGGGUCUUUCCCAGCCCUACCUAGAGAGGCUAGGAAUUGAACCAGGAAAUCAGCUGCCCUGUCACUAAGCUAUGUCCGCAAGCUGAGGAGGAAAGCUAAGGCUUACCAUGAGCUAGUGGAAUUGUUGGCUGCUGCUAAAGACUACAGCGGGUGGCACUGUGGUCCAAACCACUGAGCCUCUUGGGCUUGCCGAUCAGAAGGUUGGCAGGUUGAAUCCCCGUGACGGGGUGAGCUCCCGUUACUCUCUCCCAGCUUCUGCCAACCUAGCAGUUUGAAAGCACGCCAGUGCAAGUAGAUAAAUAGGCACCAUUGCGGCGGGAAGGUAAACGGCGUUUCCGUGCACUUUGGUUUCCGUCACGGUGUCCCGUUGCGCCAGAAGCUGUUUAGUCAUGCCAGCCACAUGACCCGGAAAGCUGUCUGUGGACAAACGCCGACUCCCUCGGCCUGAAAGCGAGAUGAGCACCGCAACCCCAUAGUCGCCUUGGACUGGACCUAACCGUCCAGGGAUCCUUUACCUUUUUACCUGAAAGACCACAGAAAUCUGUUAUGGGUUGGAACUGUUACUUUAUAAACUAGCGAGCAUUAGAAGGCCGCUCUUGGGAGUCAAAGUGCAUUGCUUGUAACCCGUGUAGUUAAUUGGAGUAAAUAUUAUCCUUCUCCAGUAUCCAGUACAGGCAGACUGGCUCCCCCAUUCCAUUAGGGUCAAACACCUUGCUGUCCACAUAAUCAAUGGAAUGUUCUUUUUUAAAAAUAAAAACCAAACCCCAAAGCAGCAACUUAGUUUAAUUAGUUCCACAAAUGUAAGCUUUCCUCGCUUAUUGGUUUUUGCUUUGCAGUUGACGCUCUUGGCUUGAGUUCAAGUGGUCUGCUGUGUCCCUGCCUGCUUUUAGGAAGUUGAGAGGCUCCUUUCCCCCUCGUAUAACUUCAAGGAGGUGCCUUUCCAAGAUCAAAUCCAGAGACCUAGCUUCAGGAGGGAAGAAAAAUAUCUAAUUAGAAUGGAACACGGCUAUGCACUUUAGGGCCGUACAAAAGCCCAAUUAAACAACAUUCUUUCUUUUAUCGGGUAGGGCAGGUUGGGCUUUGGUGAUGGAUGUGAAAAGCAAUACUUUUUUUACUUCUUUAAAAGUGUGCUGGUUUUUUUAAACCGUUUCAGGAGCAGGUAAUAAGCUUUUAGGUGGUUUUUGUCUGUAGCUGAGUGAAAAAGCCAUAAAGUGCCUUUCCCCCUUAAAAAUCCAACCCUAAAAGGCCAAUAAAGGAUAGGAAAAAAAUGUGAGAAAUGGAGACUUGGAGCAAAGGUCUUCUCUUAAUCCUUUUACAUUUAUGUGAGUCUGGGGUUCCCAAGCUGCUCUUUUACCAAGGUUAAUUCUAAACACUCUUUUCUUUUCUAUCUGGGAAGAUGCUGUUCGGAUGAAGCCUAGUUACCUCUCUGCCUGGCUAAAUGGUACUUGGGCAAUCUCAAUUGUUAUGUGACAGAUUUCCCCACAAAGUCAUCCUUCUGCUGAAGUUCAGUUUGCAGGACCCCGGAAAUUGCCUGCACCAGGGACCCCCCUGCAAGACAAGCAUCCUGAGCUUUUUGUGUGGCCAAAAUGAAGGGAUGGGGUAAUGUCAAGCUCAAACCUGCCCUUGGAUCGCUGCCUUUUGGCCUUUGCUGUUUGUGGACUUCCAGUUAGUUUUUCAGUAAUGCAGGAAGACCAGGCAACUGAAGCAUCACCCCGUCUGGUCCUCAGCCCUUGAAGACUCUGACACUACCAGGGUGGAUAAAAAUCAACGAUUUUUUUUUAAAAAGGGGGGGAAAGGAAUUUUAAAAAUUUAAAUCAGAUUUUUAAAAUAAAAUGCUUUCGGAGGAAAAAUCUUUUUAAAGAUAGUUUUCUAUUUAAGUUACAUUAAAGUCCAAAGGCUAUUCAUCAGGAAAUAAAGAUUUGUUUUAAGUUUUUCAUGUAUGCUAAAACCCAGUCUAAGUUUUUAAAAACAAAACAAAACAAACAUUUAACCACACCAGUUAACAAACAUGGAUACAUAUGCUAUAAUGUUAUUCCUUUAGUUAAAUAAAUGGUUUAAAUUGUUAUUAAGGAAAUGAUUGUUUUUCGCCUUCCAAUAAAGUACAGAGGAAAAGUUGUCCAAAUAUAAACAGUUAACUUAUUAAACCUCACAAUCAUUUCAUAAUUACCUGUCUAUGUAUUUCUAAUAGUACAGUGGUACCUUGGGUUACAUACGCUUCAGGUUACAGACUCCGCUAACCCAGAAAUAUUACCUCGGGUUAAGAACUUUGCUUCAGGAUGAGAACAGAAAUCGUGCUCCGGCGGCACGGCAGCAGCAGGAGGCCCCAUUAGCUAAAGUGGUGCUUCAGGUUAAGAACAGUUUCAGGUUAAGAACGGACCUCCAGAACUAAUUAAGUACUUAACCCGAGGUACCACUGUAUAACCAAAUCAGUAAUUUUUUAUAUAACUGUUAAAACUACUCCGAACAUUUAUUAUUCCAAAAAUGAAACCUUCCUCUGGUUGUAAAUAUUAAGAUUAUACCAGCAAGAAUGAGUCUUUCUGCAAAAAAAGAUGAUUUAAAUCAAGUCUUACUGACUAGUUGUGUUUUAAUUGUGAUUUAAAUUGAUUUGAUUUAAAUCAAAUCCACCCUGGACACUACAUGAUAUGGGAAGCUCGGUCCAAGUUGCCAGGCCCCACUUUCCUUAAUCUCUUGUAAGUUCUUGAAGAUGGUUCUAUGUAACCAGGGCUUUUUUUCAGCCAGAACUCACCUCUCAGGUGGGCACCAUUGCCAUGCUAAGAGAACGAGGGAGGUGUUCAUCGUGAGUUCCUGCGCCUAUUUUUCUAGGAAAAAUAGCACUGUGCGUAACAAACUAGAAGUGGUGACCAGCCCUUUGUUUUAGACCACCCGAAGCUUUGGAAAUGCUUAACAUCACUACAAGAAAAAGGACCUGCGAUAAUUUUCAUUCACGCUCCUGAAAACUGCUGCACUUUAUGGAUUUGUUUGAAUUACAAAAUAAAACCAGUUUCAUAAUAAUAAUAAUAAUAAUAAUAAUAAUAAUUUAUUAUUUGUACCUCGCCCAUCUGGCUGGGUUUCCCCAGCCACUCUGGACGGCUUCCAUAGAAACAAAAAAUACAGUAAAAUAUCACAGAUUAAAAGCUUCCCUGAACAGGGCUGCCUUCAGAUGUCUUCUAAAUGUCAGGUAGUUACUUAUCGCUUUGACAUCUGAUGGGAGGGCGUUCCACAGGGCGGGCGCCACUACCGAGAAGGCCCUCUGCCUGGUUCCCUGUAGCUUUGCUUCUCGCAAUGAGGGAACCGCCAGAAGGCCCUCGGCACUGGACCUCAGCGUCCGGGCAGAACGAUGGGGGUGGAGACGCUCCUUCAGGUAUACCGGGCCGAGGCCAUUUAGGGCUUUAAAGGUCAACACCAACACUUUGAAUUGUGCUCGGAAACGUACUGGGAGCCAAUGUAGGUCUUUCAAGACCGGUGUUAUGUGGUCUCGGCGGCCGCCCCCAGUCACCAGUCUAGCUGCCGCAUUCUGGAUUAUUUGUAGUUUCCGGGUCACCUUCAAAGGUAGCCCCACGUAGAGCGCAUUGCAGUAGUCCAAGCGGGAGAUAACUAGAGCAUGCACCACUCUGGCGAGACAGUCCGCGGGCAGGUAGGGUCUCAGCCUGCGUACCAGGUGGAGUUGGUAGACAGCUGCCCUGGAUACAGAAUUGACCUGCGCCUCCAUGGACAGCUGUGAGUCCAAAAUGACUCCCAGGCUGCGCACCUGGUCCUUCAGGGGCACAGUUACCCUAUUCAGGACCAGGGAGUCCUCCACACCAGCCCGCCCCCUGUCCCCCAAAAACAAUACUUCUGUCUUGUCAGGAUUCAACUUCAAUCCAUUAGCCGCCAUCCAUCCUCCAACCGCCUCCAGGCACUCCCAAGCAGUUUCACCUUGUGGUUCCUUGUCUCCCUCAAAAGUUGGGUCCGUAGGCCCACAGGGAAGGUUUCACAGAAAUCUUUGUGGCAUGGUGAGCAUUGUAGAAUUCUGAGCACUCUCAUGAAACUUCACCCCCCUAAGGUUUGAAGUUUGUAUUGUAGUUCUCAGGAUGCAAAACAGGGAGUUUGUUUUCUCAUCUCAUCCAGGGAAGCAGUUUUCCUCUUCAGGGACAAAAAUGGUGGUAGAAGAUACUUGACACUAGGGCUGGGGCGAUAAACUGGUUUUCAGCAUCAUGAUAUAUCACCAGCUAAACAUUGCGAUAUAUCACGAAAUAUAUAUGAAAUAAGGAUGUAGCUACGUAGAAGCGAAUGGGGUGGUGUCCUGGCAACUGUUACUGCUUAGGGGUCUAAAACUGAUCUAUUUUUACUUACCUUUAACAUAUUGUUACAACUGUUAUUUUAUAGUACAGAGUGCCAGGGGGCAGCAGGAAUCACCAGAGAAGCGAUGGAUGGCUUCAUGGUUUUUGCAUGUCGGGGACCCCAAGCCACCCCCAAAUAAAUUCACAGUUCACACCAUAAUUUUUGUUUAAGGUUUUUGGCAUAAUUUUGGCCACAACUUUAUUAAUAUACAAAGUGAGUGGUUGCUUAGGUAUUGGUUACGACUGUCUGUCUCCGCCCAGGGACAGAACUGACAUCCGCAAUACUGUGAAGUCCGUAAGGGAAAACAUUUUAAGGGGAGUAAAUGGAGCUGGGUACCAGACCCUCACCUUCCCCAAAUGCUCCCAGGGGCUCUUGCGUGGCCCUAGCCCCUUGACAGGGGUGCGGACAAAAGCAUGGUGAGCCCCUGGAUUCCUUAAUUAUUUUUUUUUUAAAUGAUAUUUAUUAAAAGUUUAACAAUUACAAAAAAGAGGAAAAAAGAGAGAAAAAAGAGACAAUAAAGAGUUACAAUACAUCAAAAAAAAUAAAAAGCAGAAUAAAAAAACAAUACAGCACAACAAUAAAAAGAAAAACAAAACAAAACAAAAACAUUUAAAAACCAAAAACAUUUAAAAACACAUCCAGUAUUUCCAUGUCUUUGUCUUUCAUUUACUUGUUUCAUCGACCUCCUCACACCUCCCUUUUUGUAUUCUAAUUCAAUUUAGCUAUUUCAGCAAAUCCUUUCCAUCUUUCUCAAUUUUUGUUCUAUAAAUUACCUUAACCCAAUCUGACCUUAGAUUUUACACUUUGGCCCAUUAACAAUCCAUUACCUUAUCUUACCAUAUAAAGCCCUAAAGCUUAAAACUUAAAACUUAUUUAUACAUAAUUCCUUAAAGCAUUUCUACUAAAGCCAAAUAGUUUCAUUCCAACAUUUUUUCUAACACUCAUUAAUUUUACAAUAAUUCUCUAAAUGAAUUUUUAAACUUUCUUCCAAUCUUCAUCCAUCGUCUCUUCUUCCUGGUCUCGGGUUUUGUCAGUCCUUUCUAUCCCUUCCAUCUAGUCCAUCAACCUGGUGACCUUCUAUCCGAGGCUCUUAAGUCUUUUCCAUGUCCCUUCUGCAGGUCUUCUUCAUGUUUAUACCUGCACUUUACUUUGUCUUCUGCUGAUCUUAUUCUUAAUUUCCUUCCUUUCUCACUGAGGGGUAGAUCUCGGGGAGACUCCAACUUGACAAUAUCUUUAUCCCUUCUUGACAGGUCAGCCCAUUCUCCAUAGUCAGCACUAAAAUCCAAAAGAUAUUUGAAGGCAUGUUUCAAAGUCCCUCCAAGGUUAAGGGCCCCCACAACUCCAAACUCCCCCUGGCCCAAAACCAAAUCCCAAAAGUCAAAACAUCCCUGCAUAGGGGGAUCUAUCUGACUUCCCAUCUCCAAACCAAACAGUACUCCAUCUCUCCAAAUCUGACUUUCUCCAGGUUCAGUCGUCAAAAACAACAACUUAUGUUCCUGCAGGGCCACGACUCUCUCCAUUUCUAUUACUUGAGGUUCAGCAACAACCUCCUCCUUUGUCUUCCCCUGCCCCUGGAUUCCUUUAACGGAAUACCCUGGCAGCAACAACAUUGUAGGGGCAGGCACAGCCAAUCCAUACCCCUCCACCAACCAAUUUUUCUAUAAACCAAUGCCUAACCACAACCUUACAAGUUGUGAUGAUAUGCUAUGCAGUAGGCAAAAACCAAAUGGCACCAGCCAAUCAGCCAAAUGGACAAAAUUCCUACCAGGCCCCUGCUCCAAAAGCAGACUACCCCAUGACAGGCGUAGAGAAGGUCAAGCGCAACAAACUUCCCAAAAUUAAGGGAGGGUGGGCGGGUGAUCCGAUGCACAAAGCGAAAAAGAGAACGCUCAACACUGCGUGCAGGGAAUAUAUUUCAACCCAAGCUGUCAAUCAAUAAUAGCAACAUCACACUCUCCCCAGCAACCCAAGGAGUCCAAUCACACAGUGGGCCAACCAAACCAACAUGCCCAGCAGUGGGGUGUGUCUGGUUAAUCCCACCGCAACCCAUGCACUCCAUGAAGGAGAACACGCUUUCCCAUAUCACAAUUUUUUAUUUUUUAUUUUUACAUAGCACAUGCACACAUUGUGAUUUCGUGAUAUAUCACCAUGUCGGAUAUUAUGAAACCAUUAUCAUGAAGGUGGACUUCAAACCGAUUUUGGACGAUGUAAGCCCUACUUAACAAUACUUUUGACUCUCUGCCAUUUGUAUGACUUACGCUUUAAGUAAAUACAUAUAUAACACAAAAGACACUCAGAUUUCGUGUCAAUAGAAUUUAAGUUCUGUACUGUUUACAAAAUGUGCACAUUAUCUGAACUUUUCUGUGUGCCCUUGCCUUGUGUAAUUUAUUCCCUUUGGAAUAAAUUAAUGGGCAACUUCCCUUCACCCCCCUCAGCCGAGAGAAGGCUUGGAUCCUGCAGCCAUUUCAUGCAUUUUUCAGGUUCGCCUUCAUAAGUGCUGCACUUAAAACAUGCGCGCGCGCACACAAAUGUCUUAUUUGGAUUUCUGUAUUGAUUUGGAGCACUAUUUCCACACCCAUAUGCCACAAUCACAACAUUUAUUAUUAUGCUCUUGCAGACAAGAGAUUAAUCCCUGGCUUCCAUCCUUCCUCGUGCAGAUGACUGGUGAUUUUUAGAUAACUGUCCAAACCAUGGCCAGGUCAGCAAAUGGCUAAUGGCAUAAAGCAGGCUAGUAAAAUUUAGAUGCACCAAACUGAUAGCCUAAUUUAUAGAGGCUCAGCUUCCUUGAAUAGAUGUGGCCUCUGUUGCAGACUGCAUGUGCACCGUUUAUUGGCAAUAUCGUUUGCAAAGCCAUGGCUGUUUCCCUCUGGAUCUAGCCCAAUUGUUGCAAAAUCUGUUUGGGACUAUCGAGGAGACAAGGGAACGCAGUAUAACCCAAUAGCAUGUUCGCCAUAACAAAACCAUCUCCCAAAUACAGCGUCCUAAUUCGAAGCAGCAAAUUCGUUUGGCAACAAGUUUACUAGCAUGCCAAUAUUCAGAUAUGAUCCUCGUUAAUCGUACCCACAGGCGUCAUUUUCCCCCUUGCGGUUGAUGUAGACAUUGGCAGGAACAGUGCCAGCAGCCAUUAACCACUGUCUGGGCUUGUUGGCAAUAUCAGAUAGGCCGGUAGAGAUGGUGGCUGGAUCAAGUUUUGGCGAAGGCAAGUAAGAAGCAACAUUUAUAAAAUUAAUAAAAUUAUUAAAAAGUUUUUCUCCCUCCCUCACUAAUGUAUAACUCAUGGACAGCUAGUAAACUGCUCUGUGUAAGGAACAGUGGAAUAAUAUUAAUCAAGACGAGGAUGAGGUUUUUCCAGUCCAGUUAUUGAGCCAAAAGACCUAGAAAUUUGACUCGGAAGUUUCAUUUCCAUUCACUUCCUUUAUAUUAAAUUAUAAAGGCUACUCAGGAGUGCAAAAGGGCUUUCAAAAACCAAUGUAAAGUAUAACAACACACACACACUAAAAAUGCUAUGAAAUGAGAGUAACGCAUGCUAUUAAAAACGGCGUUUUAUAUUUUAGGGAGUUGCACCCAGUCUUUCAAUAAAAUUCCCAGGAUGGCUUACAAAAUUUAAAAGCACAAUAAAACAAAUGUAAAACAUUCAAAUUAACACUAAUAAUAAUAAUAUUGGAGACCAGUUCCCCCAGAUUUCCGAUGGUAACUAGCAAUCUUGAAGGUCAGGUGUGUGUUUUUUCCCCAGAUGGCUUGGAAAAGCAAAUGAAAUCCUUGCACUGGGUUCUGGAGAAUGUGGACUUCUUAACCAAUGCCAGGUUGUUCUGGUUUUUUAGAAGCUGCUGAAGAGUCCAGCCUUUUUACUGGAAGUGCUUAGUUUAGAAUUGCUUCCAGCUAAUUAUUGUACUUAAGGGAUCGUGUCAGCAGCUGCUGCCGCUUUUUCUGGGAUUGUAGCGUUCGGCUUCUUCAUAGACUCAUCACCAUUUUAUAAUGUUCUUGUUGCAUACAAACCCUCCUUUCUGAUUACGAAGCAAGUUGUGUGUGUGUCUUUUGUGUCACCCAUGCUUCCGGGCAUCCUUGUUAAAGCCUGCUGCACAAUGUACUGUUUUUAAUGAUCCGAGAUAAGCUUCCACUUAAGACAUGCCAGGAUUUUUAGAUUAGUGCAGGAACAGCAGGAAUAGGCAGUUGUUUUGGGAGGAACACAAUUGCUGAAAGCUGCUUUCAGAUAACAGCCCCUUAACAUGCCCUGGGGAUUUUUAAAACCAUUUAAAAAUCCACCUGUGGAUAAAAUAGCCCAUUGCAAAUAUUUCCACGUUGGACCUCAGCUGUGGGGAAUCUUCGAGGGCCGAGAUGGGGGAACCUUUGGCCCUUGAGAUGCCAAUGCAUAAUAAUUAUCAUCCUGCCUGAGCUGAGUGUGGCCUCAAAGCAUGCCCACCUGUGCCUGUUCAUUGUGAGGAGAGAUCAACGGUGGUGGACUGGGCAAUAUGCCGAUAUAUCACGAUGUCUGAAAGAAGGAUGGAGCUACAUAGAAGCAUUGACUGGCUUCACGGUUUUUCCCACAUUGCAGUUUUUGCAUAGUGCUCCCUCCCUCCCCCCCCUCGUGUGUGUGUGUGUGUGUGUGUGUGAGAGAGAGAGAGAGAGAGAGAGAGGAUUCACAGUGCAGUGGUACCUCGGGUUACAAACACCUCUAACCCGGAAGUAGUUGCUCCGGGUUGCGAACUUUGCCCCAGGAAAUCGCGGCAUGGUGGCCACGGGAGGCCCCCAUUAGCGAAAGCGCGCCUCAGGUUAAGAACGGUUUCGGGUUAAGAACAGACCUCCGGAACAAAUUAAGUUCGUAACCAGAGGUACCGUCAAAAAUUAUGAAACUGAUAUGAUAUGGACUUCAAAAUGGUUUUGGACAAUAUAUUGCUAUACCCAGUGCUUUUUCUUCCUUAAAAAAAGUGUUUAGGGGUACUCAAGAAAACUGCCAUUUUAUAGUUCAAAUUGGGAAAAAUAAAUACAGUAAAUGGACAAAAGUGCAAAGAUUCACAAAAUGUUUACGGGUAUGCGUACCCCCAGAAAUUUGUUCACUGAAGAUGCUUUUAAGAAUACUAGCGUUCCUUGUAUGCAGGUAUCAGGCGAAGAACUUGGAAGAAUGGCACAUGCAGAAAAUAAGACAAGGAUUCCAGGAUAAUUGUGUCUCCUGAUCAAUCUGCUGGAUUUUAAUUUCUCAUAAUACGUUUCGUUUAUAUGAUAAGUUGGUCUAUAGAACCAUAUAUUUUUAUACGAUCUGUUGAAUCGCAUUUAAAAAGAAUUUACUUAGUUACAAACAGCUUGUUACGUUGCAUGUGUUGCUGUCCCUGGAUUAGGCAAGGCUUCUCGCUUGGUAUCGGUGUCGACAUGCGAUAGCGUUCUGGAAACCAAACCCAUGUCACAGUUUAAGAAGAUGACAACUUGAAUGCUUCCUUCGGUAUUUUUCAUGCCCCGGUGGUGUGAAACUGCUUCAUUUCAUCUUCCCAUUAAUGGGAGAAUUAGUGCGAUGAAGCUGGCAGAGGGAUGUGGUGGAGCAAAACCAAGCAGGUAGGGUUACUUAUUACCCAGUGGCGAUCUUGUGUUGAAAUCUCCUUGCUCGUUUGUCGAUAUUGUUCUGGGCCUAUCACAGCAGCCCAGAACCAGGAAAUCCUAUCUGUGCGACUCAAGGCCUGGUAUCCAAGAGUUGUUUCCAACCUCUCCACCUCUCGGAUUUCUCGUUUCGGGAAAGUCUUCCUAGAUCUAAGUCUCGUGCAGUUGUAUUGCCUCUGUGUAUGCACAGGCUAACGGCAAUUGUGUUAUUUGAGGCACAUUGCAAGUUUGCAACUGAGAGUAGCACUGUGCCGAUUUCAGGACCGGGGAAAAGAGCUGUCUGCUGGGGUAGAGAGCUUAUGGUUGCCAUUUCUGGGAAUUUUUUCCCCAUGCUGUCAUAAAUACGUUACCUGCCCCUGUGUGAGGAGUCCCAGCGUGCAGAGUCUUGCACAUGGAAGUGUGGGAGUUGGGGAACAGCAUAAGCGCCAAGCGACGUGAUCGAGUGAGUCGGAGAGCCAUGGAGGAUCGUGUGAUUUGCGUGUGUUAAAAGAAAAAGGAGGUAUGGACUAAUCCAGACACAAAUUGAGUAGAUCUUGCCAAGUGCUGAUUGCAGAGGAUAAAAAGGAGGAUGUGGCUGAUAAAUAAGCUAUAUAACUGAAUCAUCCUCUAAGUUAUUAGUCACAUACUCUGGAAUGUGGUGAUAAACAAGGAUGAAAGGAAUUGGUUUGUGUGAGAUCAGGUAUUCUAAGUCUGUUUUCUUGUAGAGGUUUCUUUGAUUGUGGGUUUCUUUAGGGGGGUUAUUGGAACUUGAAUGGGCUUUUCUUUCUUUUUUUAAUUAAUCUGUAUUUGAGCGGACUACACUGUUUCAUUAUAAGGAUUUAAGAGUCUGUGAUUCUAAACACACAGAUGUACCAUCUGGGAAGGCAAGCAACCAAAAGUAGCCCAGCUCCAUAUUGGAAUGCCAAAUUAUAUUACCAUGCUGGUGAAAUCCAGGUUUCACAAAGCAUGGGGCUUCGAAAUGACUGUAAUAAUUUUUUUUAGAAGCUCAGAAUAGAUGACUUUGGUUGGUAGAGUAAAAAGGUAGUGAAUUGGCGAGGCCUGUUUUUUAAUUGGCAAAGGUAAAUGUUGCUCAGCCAUGCUGAGUAACGUUUUGGAGGCUGUUCUCAGUGCCGGCCCUAUCUUUAGGCAGGGUGAAGCAACUGCCCGCAAACCAGUUGCUCCUCCUCAGUUCCCUGAGCAAACCCGUCUGCUGGAGAACGAAGCUGUUUGUGUCGCAGUUCUUGUCCUGCAUCUCUGUACCGACCUUUCUGCUUUCAUCAGGGGCAUCUGAGGACAUCAUACUGUUCCCAGUGCUGAAGGAAAAGUCAUCUGUCAUUUGGCUUCUGCAUAUGGAUUUGUAGCAGGAAGGAGAGCAUCUUGGGGCCCAUCCUGGCUAUUCUGGUUCUGGCUUGAUAACUAUAACCACAACAGACAGUUGAAGAGAAAGUAUUUCUUUUCAACAAUACUGUUAAGGUAUAACUUAACUUUACACUCCCUUGCGCCCUCUUUCCCACGCCAGACGACCUCCUUUUACAAGCCCGCUUGUUCAGAUUAAAUUUGCAUUGUGUCAGAUUCCUCCGGAAACCUCUCACACACAAAAAAAGGUAUUGUGUCAAGGCGGGUUAGGGACUGCCAAAUCUGAUGCCGUGUUUUACAUCCGUGUUGUGGGAAGUGGAUAUAUUUAGAUUAUUUUCUCCCAACUUAAUAGUAGGUUACUCCGGCAAAAAUGACAAGUCUGUACACAACUAAAUUGUAGGUUAGCGCUCCGAAGUGGGUUUUGGGAGAAUUUCGUUGGGGAACGGACGUUGAGCAAACUUGUAUCGGAGACUGGAUUCAUGGCACAGUCUCUUUCUGUGCCCUCCUUCCAAACAUUACAGGUCAUGGGGUUCAUCAGCACUUGAGAAACAUUCCCUCACUGCAAUGAUGGUCGCUAGGAUUUGAGACGAACCCUAUCCCCGUGGGAACUGCUGGGAAGCUCGUUUUUUGUGUGUGUGAAGUACAGGAUUACUGCAGCCAACACCUCGUGCCAAUUAUGACACCACAGCCCCUCAAGAGUAACCCAGCCGUGGAGGACAGAAAGUAUUUUAAGAUACUCCCUCAGGGGAACCAGCGCUGUUCUCAAUCCAGACUCAAGCUGUAAAAGCUUAAGAGGGAUUCCUUUGAACUCUGAGAUGCUGUUUCUCUUUGACAAAAGCUGUCAGAGGAAGCGUUGAACCAGCGGAACGUUGCUUUCUGCACUUCCUCUCUCAAAGUUUCUUUAAUGAGCGCUGCGUAUAUAUAGCAGAUUUGCAGCACCUCCAGCUUAAAAAGAAUGAUUUCGAGGCGGGAUUUUACCGCAUGCCAGCAAAUCCAGGUUGUGCAAUCCGAGCAGAUUUGGAGCUUUUGCCCGACAAAUCUAGUCCCCCAAAAUAUCAAUUUUCCGAUAGGGAAAUUGGCAGGAACGUGCAGUGGAAAGUGUGGGAUAAUGGUUUGACAGAAUGCUGUUCCUUGCCUUGACCUGCUCUCCUCCUCCUUCAGUCAUACAAAGCGCUCAGAUCGGUGCGUCGCAAAUAGUUUGAGUAACACAGCUAGCACAACCCUUCCGAGAUGUCUGUGUUGCCCACACUUGCCUAUUGGCUGGCUGCUUCCUUUUUUUAUUGGCUCCGGAGCCCCCUACCCACCCCAAAUGCCCACCUCUUGCUGUUUCUGAUUGGUAAAACCAUCCCACUUUCUGGUCAGCUGUGCAGUGCUUAUUAUAUGUUGUAUAUGCCAUUGUGGUGCCUUCCAUCUGCAUUUUCUAAAACUUCAAAGCUAGGAGAAACCUUCUAUCUCAUCUGGUUUUAAAUGAGAGGCAAAGUGGGCUAUGAACAAAGGGUUAAGAAGCAAACAUUACUUUGGCAAGAAAUUCUUAUCUGUCAAGGAGUGGGGGCUGUUGUUGGCUGAAUUCUUGAAUGUCUCAUCUGUUCUGCCCCUCUUAAUGGAAGGUUGAACGAGGCUUAAACAUCUAGCACAAAAGGUCUUAAUUUAUCCCUCUUGAAACUGACUCAAGCUCAUUCGCCAAGCAAUACACGUGCCACCACAAUAGCAGUCUUUUAUUGCCCGAGGAAGGAGGUGCCAGGUCGUACAUGGUUUGUUUGAAUAAUGGCAUAUAUUGUUUUACAGUCUGUGCAGCUUGGCAUAAUUGUUGCUCCUGUCCCUCUCUAGCAUGUUCACUAUGUGCUUCUGAAUCUCCAGUGAUGGUAGAGGAAAGGUUACAGUGGUAUCUUGCUUUAAGAACAGCUUAGUUUACGAACAACUUGGAUUAAGAACAUUGCAAACCUGGAAGUAGGUGCUUUGGUUUGUGAACUUUGCCUUCGUUUAAGAACAUGUUUCGCUUCCUGUUGAGUGUGUUCCAUUUGUAAAUGGAGUCCCCCGCUGCUAUGGGAAAGCGCGCCUUGGUUUAAGAAUGCUUUGGUUUAAGAACGGACUUCCAGAAUGGAUUAAGUUCGUAAACCAAGGUACCACUGUACAUAAUAAAAACAAGAACACAAACACAUUCAAAUGGAUGUUAAAUCAGCCAAACGCAUUCAAAUAGGAUGCUAAUCAGCCCAAGGCAUGGUUGCAGAGAAACAUUUCCACCUAGCGCCUUACGCUAUAUAAUGAAGGCACCAGGCGGACUUCCCUAGGGAGAGCAUUCCACAAAUGGGGAGCCACCACAGAAAAGGCCCCGUUCUUCUGUUGCUACCCUCCAGACCUUUCAUGGAGGAGACGCACGAAGAAGGACCUCAGAGGAUGGUUUCAGGGCCUAGGUAGGUUCAUAUGUGGAGAGGCAGGCCUUGAGGCAUUGCGGUCCUGAGCCGCUUAAGGCUUUACAGGUCAGAAGCAGCACUUUUGAACUGGGCCCCAAAACUAAUUGGCAGCCAGUGCAGUCGAGCCAGGAUUGGCGUUACAUGCUCAAACUGCCUUGCCCCGGUGAGCAACCUGGCCACUGAAUUCUGCACCAACUUAAGUGUCCGAAUCAUCUUCAGAGGCAGCCCCACAUAUAACACAUUGCAGUAAUCUAACCUAUGGGUUACCAGAACAUAGACAACAAUAGCUAGGCUAUCCCUGUCCAGAUAGGGGAGAAGCUGGGCCGUCAGGACCACUCCGUUGAGCCUCAGGCAUGGACUUGCUGCAGACCUUGGCCACCAUCUGAGAGACAUUGAAACAAAGCUGGCAUGCAAAGAAGGAAGAGGUGACUGAUACCAACAUCAUUAGGUCCUGUAGGCUGGCAGUAAGGUUCUGCAUAGAUCAGGAGCAGUGUUUGUGCUGGAACAGUGCAAGAAUUCUUGGCAUCUUAGAGAGGCGGGAACAUGCAAACCCCACAACUUUUCCUGACCGCACUGAGAUAGUUGGAAGCAGUUGCAAAGGAUCCUGAUAAAGGACCAUAAAUCUGUGGCACCAUUUUCCUUGGCAAGGAGCUGGUGAAACUGUUUUGACCCAAUGGUUUUGGUGAUGUUGGCACACACAAAAACCCAGUCGAAUGCCCUUCGUUAUAUUCCCUUUCUCCUCUCUCGUUAUGUUAAUUGAUUGCAGACUUUAGCUUGCAGCCAAAUACAUUUCCCAAGUUUGAGGAAUUAUCUGGGGAACAAUCUCAGGGGAAACUGUUGGACCCUAAGUUUGCACAGAGGAAGGCGGAGCGGGGCAUUCAUGGCAUUUUCAGAAGAAAGGCGUUGUUUCUGUGUUGCUUCCUGAGUUGAAAACUUGAUCGCAGAUGACUGCAGAAAGCAUUGGGAAUGAUCUCAGAGGUUUUGGUUCACCACAGAAUCCCAUGAAAGUCAGAUGAUCAUGGACUUUUAAAAAUACUUUUCUACACAAGGAGGAAAGAGAGGAGGGACGCAGUUUUCUAACUGAAUGGUUCUCAUGUGCCUUUUCCACAGCUGUUGUUUUGAUAAAAGCAGUUGAGAUCUUUCCAGCCCAACAAUUUUGCAGUCCUCAGAAGUUUAUCAGAGUUUCUUGGUGACCAGAUGGGUAACAGUAGGGAACCUUUUUAUCGAAAUACAGCUUUCCCCUAAAACACAUCGUUAUAGUGUUGAAUAUGUACCGUAUUUUUUGCUCUAUAAGACGCACUUUUUCCCUCCUAAAAAGUAAGGGGAAGUGUGUACGCGUCUUAUGGGGCGAAUUUAGGCUGUGCGGCUAUCCCAGAAGCCAGAACAGCAAGAGGGUAUCCCAGAAGCCAGAUCCCUCUUGCUGUUCUGGCUUCUGGGAUUCAGAAUAUUUUUUUUCUUGUUUUCCUCCUCCAAAAACUAGGUGCGUCCUAUGGUCUGGUGCGUCUUAUAGAGCGAAAAAUACGGUACUUUGAGUAUGCAAAGCAGUGACCCAACAGCCCUGCCACACGAACUGAUUUAGAAGAGAACAUGGAACAUGUUGGAAGUCUUUAAGUCUAGGCAAAUCACAAACUAGGAAGCAGUGAGUGGACAAGCCAGGAAGUUGAAUGAAACCGGCUGCUGCUAGUUUGCAGUUUCUCCCUUUCAGUGCUCUUGACACUCCUCAGCAGACCAUCCCCUGUUGCUAUGGGUGAAAUCUCCAAAUCAUACCUGCAUCAAAACCAAAAUUGCUAUAUGUGCAAGGCUCUGAAGUUGCAAAGACGCCUCUCUUGCACCACCACCUGAAAUGAAAACGAAAACUUAACGUUGGUGGCAGUUGAUAGGCUAGCAGUCACUACGGGGCCAUUCCUGUGACAUAAUGAGAUACUGAUUAGCAGUCCUUACUGUGUUUAAUGUGUCAGGAUGCAUUGGAAAAGGGAGACACUGUAAUUUCUGGCUUAUUUUUAUUGUCCUUAUUUCUAUAGCUGUUUUCCAGUCUGUAAACGGGCAGUAUAACAGAGUCAGCCUCUUGUCUCUCCAUUUCUUAAUUGUACUCAGGGUGGAUAAAAAUCAAUGUGAUUUUUUUUAUUUAUUUAAAUCAGAUUUUUUAAAAAUUUAAAUCGGGGGUUUUUUUAUCUAAAUCAGAUUUUUUAAAUAAAAUGCUUUUGGAGGAAAAAUCUUUCUAAAGAUAGUUUUCUGUUUAAGUUACAUUAUAGUCCAAAGGCUGUUCAUCAGGAAAUAAGGAUUUGUUUUAAGUUUUUCCUGUGUGCUAAAACUCAGUCUAAGUUUUUUUAAAAAACAAACAAACGUUUAACCACAUCAGUUAACAAACAUGGAUACAUAUGCUAUAAUAUUACUGCUUUAGUUAAAUAAAUUGUUUAAAUUGUUAUUAAGGAAAUGAUUAUUUUUCUCCUUCCAAUAAAGUACAGCAGAAAAGUUGUCCAAAUAUAAACAGUUAUUAAACCUCUCAAUCAUUUCAUAAUUAUCUGUCUAUGCAUUUCUAAUAGUAUAACCAAAUCAGUAGUUUUUGAUAUAACUGUUAAAACUACUCUGAACAUUUAUUAUUAUUCCAAAAAUGAAACCUUCCUCUGGUUGUAAAUAUUAAGAUUAUACCAGCAAGAAUGAGUCUUUCUUUUUUUUUUAAAAAAAAGAUUUAAAUCAAGUCUUACUAACUAAUGAUUUAAAUCAAGUCUUGCUGACUCGUAAUUUAAAUCGAUUUCAUUUAAAUCAAAUCCACCCUGAUUGUACCUGUUGAUAUGCAAGCCACCUUUGGGCAUCCUUGGGAUGCAGUGAGGUAGCAUAUAUGGGACAGAAAUUCCAGCAGCCCUCAAGUAGUAAAGGUAAUGGGACCCCUGACCAUUAGGUCCAGGCGUGACCGACUCUGGGGUUGCGGCGCUUAUCUCGCUUUAUUGGCCGAGGGAGCCGGUGUACAGCUUCUGCGUCAUGUGACCAGCAUGACUAAGCUGCUUCUGGCGAACCAGAGCAGCACACGGAAACGCCGUUUACCUUCCCGCUGGAGCGGUACCUAUUUAUCUACUUGCACUUUGACGUGCUUUUGAACUGCGAAGUUGGCAGGAGCAGGGACCGAGCAAUGGGAGCUCACCCUGUUGCGGGGAUUUGAACCGCCAACCUUCUGAUUGGCAAGUCCUAGGCUCUGUGGUUUAACCCACAAUGCCACCCGCGUAUAUGGGACGAAAAUACCGGCAGCCCUCAAGUAGAGCUCAGUUUAAUUGAAAGGGGUGUGGGAAGAAGAGACUGAAGCUUGUCUGGCUAUCUGAAGUGGCUUCUUGAUAUGGGUGUAACUCUGCAUAAACCUAUUAAGUAACACUUUUACCCCGGUAGACUUGCAGGUAAAGGUAAAAGCAAACAAAAAGCAAACGAGUGGAUGCCAAAUUUACCACCAACUUGCAGAUUUUAUUCAUUCACGUUUUGUCUCUGAACUUUCAGGACCAUGAAGUCUCCCGGGAGAACUUUCAGCAGGAAGAGCUAGUGGACCAAAGGACCUCCUGCCGCUGUUGA
Podarcis lilfordi (Lilford's wall lizard) is the source of this 45003-nucleotide messenger RNA. NCBI's taxonomy places the organism in Eukaryota, Metazoa, Chordata, Lepidosauria, Squamata, Lacertidae. The record is from the annotation of a GenBank genome assembly.